Molecule: messenger RNA, 88517 nt
Organism: Podarcis lilfordi (Lilford's wall lizard)
Lineage: Eukaryota; Metazoa; Chordata; Lepidosauria; Squamata; Lacertidae
Source: the annotation of a GenBank genome assembly
AAUGGGCAAUGAAGCUGUCACUCCGGCACCUACUUGUUGGCUGUUCGCGCAGCAGAGGCGCACAGAGGAGCGAGCGCAGUGGCGAGGCUGAGCUGCCGGCGGACCCGCGCUUUCCUCUGGCUGCCGCUGCGGCUGCAGGAGCGCGCCAGGCGCCCGCCAGGAUCUGCCCUGCCUCGUCCGUCAGCCCGGGGCUUUGGCGAUAAGGAGCGGCGGCGAUCUGCAGGCUCCGGCCGGAGCUCUCCACCUUGCGCGCGGCGCCCGCCCUGCUGCCCUUCCCGCCGCCGAUGCUCCGAGCAGCGGCCGGUCGAUGGAUUGUCUUCCCUGAUCGACGGCGUUCAGCUCGGGGUAGCAGGCAUGCUGGAUUCUGGCAGGCGGCACUGGGUUCUCCUCGCGGCGGCGCUUAGGCUGUGGCUGCUCCUAACUUUAUGGGUGCAGGUAAAACAACGCGGUCUCUAUUUUUGUGGGGGGGGGGUUGCUGUCUUGCAAAUAAAAGGGAACAACGGGAAAGGGAUAGGGGAGCGGAGAGGACCUUUAUCGCAGUGCGCGCCUUACCUUUCUUCUUCAGCCGCCUGUGCUGCAGCGGGGAUUGCCUUUUGGAUAAUAUUUCCCCCCUAAGAGAGUGGCUAUCUGGAGCGCACCCUUUUUGCGAAACUUAAGCCCGAUCUCGCUUAAGGGGAAGAGAGAGAGGAGAGCGUGGCUUCUGCUGCAGAUCUCAGCCAGCCUCCCUUUCCAAACGCGUCGCUUCCAAGCCGGCGUGUUUGCUUUGGAAGAGCGCAGGCAAAGUUGCCGUGUGCAAUGUUUGCAUGGAGAAUUUCGCUCCUCUUCUCUCUCCUCCAAUUAUGAUUUAUAAUCCAUUUAUCUGCCCACCCGCGGAACGCUUUCCUUUUUUUUAUAUAACAGAAAACAAAACCGGUUUGCAUAGCUCGGCUGGUCUCCCUUACGACUGUAUGAAUCCCAAACCAUUUUAUUUGGGAGCUGCUUAUUUCAGUUGCAAAUGGGAACAUUCUGCAGUUCCCUUGCACGGCUUGUGAAUAUUUUCCCUCUCUCUAUUGCCACAGCUAGCCGGAAUUGCGGCACCGUGUCCCUGCACCCCCACCCAAAUAGCUCUCGAUCUCAUCUUUUAAUAGCACCGUCUAGUUGUAAUAGUUUUUCGGGAAGGCUUGCUUUGCCGUAGGAAACUCCGGAGUGGCUGCUGGCUUGUAAAUCUCCGCGCACUUUUUCUUCCCAAGACACUGUAGUAAUGAGGUUGUAUGUGUCUGUCACCCCCCCUUCCUUCCCUCUCCCUUAUUUUUAGGUGUCCCAGUCCACGGGCUAUUUCGAGCUGCAGAUUAACUCGGUGAAGAAUGUAAACGGAGAAUUGUUGAAUGGGGAGUGUUGUGAUGGCAUGAAAAAGCCCCAGAACCUGGACUGCGCGCGGGACGAGUGCGACACUUACGUGAAAGUCUGCUUAAAGGAGUAUCAAGCCAAAAUCACGACCACUGGAGCAUGCAGCUACGGCUCCGGAUCUACUCCUGUUCUCGGUGGAAAUACUUUUUAUCUCAACAACCGCAAUUUUCAUCAGGGGAAAAGUCACGACAUGGGCAGGAUUGCUAUCCCUUUCCAGUUUGCGUGGCCGGUAGGUCAACUUUCCUUUAAAAAAAAAAUAUAUGUAUAAAAAUGUGUGCGCGUGUUUGGAGAUUUGCUCAUCAUUAAGCAAUAGGCAUAAGUGGUUUUGUGCACGGUAUAUAGGCUAUGCGCUGAAUGGUGUUUGGUGUGUGUGGGGGGGGGAAGAAUUAUUUGGAUGACCUUCCCUUUGUGGCUAGCUGCAGUUCUGUAACUUGAGGUGCUUUUCCUUCCGCCCUCUGUGGUUUUAUGCGAAGUGCAGGCAGGGACUGGCUCAACUUGAAUCGCGGUUCAUUGCUUGGAAAAUGCGACGCGUUUUAUUCUAACUGACAGACGAGAGGCGCGCACUGAUCGUUUUCUCUCUGCUGCACCCCCGGAAAGGAGAAACGAGGAGCGGUUGUUUGUUUCCUUGGGGGGGGGGAGCAGCCCCGAUGCCGCUAGGCUUACAUUAUGGAUUUGCAGGAGGGCUUCCUCAGAGCAGCGACAGACAGUAGCAGACAAGUGACUUGCACCGCACGGAUCUGCAAGGAUGUGGCAGCUGGUGGUGCAAAUGGCUGGUUAUUUACUGGGAGCAGGGGAAUCGGGCAGUGGAGAUUUUUUUUCAGGGAGCCCCAGGUGUUGGGGAUAAUGAACUCCUAGCAGCGUGUUGCAUGGAAAGUGGGGAGGGGGGGCGAUUUUGCCUAAUAAAAAAAACCUGGGAAAGGGCACACCCAGAGGCAUCUCCUCAUAGGGGCGUGCCUGCUCCUCAUAGGAGCAACUGCGAGCGGCGGGGAGGAGGAAGUGCGUUGCGUGACAGCCUCCUCCCCGCGCUUUGCAAGAUCCAGGUGUGAGCGGCCGAGGCUGUUUAGAGUGGGGGGGUACUGUAGAUGCGAAGGUGCUGCUGGCUUGCACGAGCUUUGAUCCAUACCCUUGGGUGUUUGGGGGCACAAGGCGCUGCUUGAUUAUUUUUGUUUUCUUAAGAAAAAAGGGGGGGUGGAAAUGCUGUAAGCAAUUCCCGUCCUCUGUCUCCCUCCCCCCCCCCAAAUGGGGCGUGUAUUUGCAAAACAAAAAUAAAAUGAAAUGGUACCAUCUCCAGCAGGGGGCGCGUGCGGCUAGCCUUGCGCUCGUGCCGUUUAAUUACAUCGAAUACAUGCAUAUAUAAAAUGCACAACACCAUCCCUCUCUCAAUGCAAUGCCUAGAGAACAUAGGGCGGGGGUGCGUGUGUGUGGAGAGAAGUGUGCCGGCAGGGCGUGGAAAGAGGCGGCGGCGGCGGUUUCGCAGUGCUAAGCAGCUGCGCUUUAGCCGCGGGCUACGGGGAAGCGCGGGGCGCGCGUGCUGCUGCUCGCUUAGGGCGCGAGCGGCUUGGCUCCUGGAACCAGACCUGGCGGGGAGGGCGGAGGCGGGGCGGGAAUGGCUCGCCCGCCUGGCGCGCGCCUCGGCAGCGACCGUUGGAGCGGGGAGGGCGCGAGAGGGAGCCGCCAGCCUCUCCCUCGCCUCCCUCCCAGGCUCUGGGUUCAAGUAGUGCGCGUCGUCGCAGUAGGGCGCACUUCUCUGAGGGAGGAAUUCUGUGGAGGGAGCAAGGCACCUCUUCUCAACUUGGGGUCUUUUCAAAAUGCAUCCCUCCAUGCCCAAAGUUUAAACUUUGGCCCAUGCAACUGCCCCUGCCUUCUGAAUUAUUUUUUUUAAUAGGAGCAACCAGAGAGGCGCACGCCUAGUGAGGUAGUCAUGGCGCAGUGUGGUGGCCCACAAAUGUAAACUUGGGGUGAACCUGUUCACAUUGACUGACUUAGGGAUGUUCAUCCCCGUGGGUUAGUCGCACGCAAGCCCGGUGUCUCUGAGCAAGUGCAGAGUGAAUCGUGGGUGGCAGGUGGAGGAUGCGACCUGAGAAUUUGUCUGAGGCCACAGGUCUCUUUUUUAUGAAUCUUAAGCUCGGAUUGAAUCUGCUAAGUUUAUCCAUAUGCACACAGCCAGGGGGGGGGGGGGAGAGAAAAAAACCCCAAUUCCUUCCUGUCAGAGGCCUGUGACUGACAGAAAACAUCCUUAACUCCAACAGCUGCUAUUAUUGCCACAAUGUGUGAUUAAGAGAGGUUAUUCUGAUCCGGUGAACUUCGGCGUUUUGGCCAUUAAAUUACCAGAGUUUUGGAGGUAGAAGUUUGGCAUUCUUCAUUUUGUUUUUAUAAAAUUGUGUCCCCUUUUUGAUCUCGACCUGGUCUAAAUGGGCAGACCAUGUGAAAGCUCAUGAGGGUUUGGGUCUGGUCAAUACCACAUAUACACAACCUUGGGUUCCAUGAUUGAAGGAAAGUGGGGCUAAAAUAUAAGUAAACGUUCAUGUGUGACUCAGAGUUUUACUAUGUCUUCCCAAAAAAGUGUGCACAUCAAGUACACAGCAACUGCAUGGGGUUUUUUUUAAUUGCCAUUUUCAGCCUCUCAACAGCUGUGUGAUAGUCCAUUUCUCAUCAGCUGGUGUGCACAUGUGUCAGUCAAAUAGACCUAUGGAAAUACUGGUAGUCAUGUAGUUUGGUCUUCUCUUGCUGUGUCCACAGGAUGACAUCGCAACUCCACAAUAGCAGGUAAUAGAACAAGGUGUGUCCUGUGUGCUAUGAAAAGGAAUUGUCUAAAACACGUUGGUUGAUCUUUAGAAGAGCUUUGGAAUGGAUUCCUCUGGACUCUUAUAGUACAUAACUGUUAGCAGUAAGCCCAGCUGCCAAAGACAGACUGGUAGAUGGUUUUGUAUAUAUUGGAACACAUCUUUUUCAUGCUUCUAGAUAGAAGUAUGUUCUGUUACUUAGAGAAUUUGCUUUGUGGACUUUGGGCUGGGAGUUAGGCAGCUAAAUGUUGUGGAAGAAACUUGAUGGCAAGCUGUGUUCUAAUAGUUCUAAUUUCUGUUUUAAUGGUUAAACUGUUUUAAUGGGCAUAUUACAUGUUUUAAUGAUGGAUGUUUUAUAGUGUUGAUGAAGUUGGUUUACUGUGUAUCUUGUACAUGCUCAUUAUUGUGCAUCUUAAUUAUGGGUGGCUGUAUUUUUGCAAGUGGCUUUAUAGUUUACUUUGCUGUUGGCUUUUAUAUGUUUGCGAACCACCUCUGUAUUUCUUAUUGAAAAGAAAGAUGGUAUAUAAAUUCCAAUAGUAAUGCUGUUUGUUAGGGGCCGGGCUCUGAGCUUAGAAAUCUGAAGAAAGGAUUGUGUGUUGAGUCGUUUCAGCGCUAACAAGUACAGACCAUGCCACCUUCUGUAUUCAGCAGAGUGUAUGUAGUAACUUGCUCAGUCUUGUGGCAAUCCUCUGGGCAAACAUGCAGUGGAGCUGAUUGAGAGCAGCGCAUCCAAUAUCCAUCUCCUACCCAAAUAUUUGUUGCUGGUAUUCAUUUUAUGGAUUGCUAGUCUGAUUGCCAUAGUCAUUCUCUUUAAAGGGUACCUGGUUGAAUAAGACUUGUGGCUGGCCUUGAUAUUCUCAGCAGAGGAUACAGAAAGCGAUUCAGAAUCUUCACAAUUAUUGCUAAAAACAGAGUACAGUUUUCAAAUUAGUUGGAAAUCCAGGUCUUUAUGUGGGAUAGCGCUUCCAUUGCCAGGAGUAUUGCAGUUUCUAAUAAACCAAAAUAGAUGGUCUUCGUCAUAGCAGUUCUGUUCUGUCGAAUACAGUUGUGUGAAUGUGAUGAAAACCUGUUAGGUUGCCUGCUACAUUAGUAGAAUUGCCAAAUACACGGUGUGCCAUACGUGCCCUUAUGAAUUCUAAGAAGCUGUAGUUUGGUCUAGAGACUGAACGUGUACCCCUCAUGCCUCUCAUGGGGGAGUUCAUGUAGCCAGGGGUGGGGGAAGCAAAUAUUCCCACCAAGAAAGCUUCUUAUUCCCCACUCGGCAAAGUGCCAUCAUGUUGUAAGACAGGCAUAGCUUAAGAAUUUCUGAGAUCAUCUUCCUUAGUCUCAGCUCCACCUAUCCACACUGUUUAUAAGCAGUAAACAGGAAGAUAGCUAUACCUCUACAGCUCUACUGUGAAAUACCUUUGCACUGCAGUUACGUUCUGCACAUUUUAAAGAAAUAUCCCAGAACCUAAGCAUAUCUGUUGUCUUGCUGAUAUCCUGUACGUGUUAACUGUGUUUGUGCCCUAGAAUGCAUCAUUACUCUCCUGUAAUAGCCCACUGAAGAUUAAGCUCAAUAGUGGGCAACAACUGAUCCAAGUCAGAAAUCCCUGAAUGGCCUCUGUGGAAGCCUAAGGCAUCCUGGGAAAUAGACGGAAUAGCCUUUUUGUAGAGCAAGUGAUUUGCAUUUUCUUGCACCUGCACACUUUGAUUAUGUAGGUGCCACAGGAUGUCAUGCUCAUCGGGGCUAGGAUGAAUUUAGCAUUGAAAGAGAAGUGUGUUGUUUAGAAGUGUUGUGUCUUUGUAGAUAUAUGUACCUGAAUAUUUCAAAGUGGUGAAAAUAAGUCUUGUUUGUCUGUUCUUAACUUUGCUCCUCCUCUGUAUUUUUGAGGACUUUAACAGAACUGUAACUUUUACUGAGACCUCUGGGUAUAGGGUUGUAUAUAAAUUCAAUAAAUAAUAAUAAUGGUAAAGGUACCCCUGCCCGUACGGGCCAGUCUUGACAGACUCUAGGGUUGUGCGCCCAUCUCACUCAAGAGGCCGGGGGCCAGCGCUGUCCGGAGACACUUCCGGGUCACGUGGCCAGUAUGACAAAGCCGCAUCUGGCGAGCCAGCGCAGCACACGGAAACGCCGUUUACCUUCCCGCCAGUAAGUGGUCCCUAUUUAUCUACUUUCACCCGGGGGUGCUUUCGAACUGCUAGGUUGGCAGGCGCUGGGACCGAGCAACGGGAGCGCACCCCGCCGCGGGGAUUCGAACCGCCGACCUUUCGAUCGGCAAGCCCUAGGCGCUGAGGCUUUUACCCAUAGCGCCACCCGCGUUCCAAAAUAAUAAUAAUAAGAGUGCCCUAAUUCAUGAUCUCUAACAGCCCCCACCCUGAGUCCUCUUUUGCAAGGUGAUUCAGGUGAGGAGAGGUGCUGGCUCAUGUUGCUUCUGUUUCAUCCCCACUGAAAUGGAAACAAGCCCAGUUUCUCCUCUUCCCAAAUUUUCUGAUCUGCACAGAGGGCAUGGGGUGUGCUUUCACCUCUUGCAGUGCUUUCCAGUAGGCGCUAAAUGGCAUGGAUUUCUCUUCUGUCAAGGCUUGGACUGCACCACAAGCCUCAUCAUCUUCUGCAAUGCUGGUAUGAAAAGGCAAUACCUUUCCCUAGUGCUGUUGAAUUCCUGGAGAACUUGCAGGAGGGGAUCGCCACUGUUAAGCAGUUUAGGGGUUCCUUAGAGCACUAAACGCAACUGGUUAUUGUAUUUCCAUGCUUGUGUCUUACGUUUGUUUAUAUUAACAUUUAGCCAUUAAGGUUACGUUUGUCCCUUGGUCUGUGUUGACUGUGACUACAGCUAUUGCAGAUAAAUGAGUAUAGAACAGACAGGCAGCUUCUCAGAUACCAGAGUCCCAAUCUCUUUGGACUAGUCUGGAAAAAUUGGUGUAUUAUUGCAGCUACUGUACUUCUUGUAUGAUUUCUGAGUUUUAUUCCCUUUCUUCUUUGUAAUUCAAUAAGAAAUAUUGAAACUACCUUUGGGUCUUCUGUUUCCUUGUGCAUAAUGUUGCAGAUACACUUAUUCCUAAACAUUUGAUGUAUACCUUCUACCCUUUGAUCUUACCCUUAUUUGAUUUCAAAGAGACGAGUGCUACAUUUAUGGUUGUAGGUCUAGUCAACAGAGUGGGAUAGAACAGCAUUUAAUUCUUGCAUGGUGCAGCCAGCUACAGAAAAUUCCCUUUCUUCAGCUUGGAUAGAACCUACCCUCUGCUCUGAUGCUAAAACUAUCGCAGUUAAUCUAAAGCACAUGUGUGUUUUUAUUUUAAUCCUGGCUUGUAAAUCACCACUUGCCUGGUCACCUGUGGAAAGUAUAGUGCAUUCAACCAGGCAUAUUGCUUGCCAGUUCUUUUCCUUCACCUGUCCUCCAGGCUGUUGGUAUGCUACAAAAUAAUUUACAUGGGUAUAAGUUGGCAAGACGCCAUUAUAUUUGUAGGUGAGUAACUCAGUAGACUUACUAAUAGGCUUUUAUUAUGUCUGAAAGGUGUUUGCGAUGUUUGGGGCUGUCAUUCCAUGCAAAUUUACUUAAGGAUAAGUUCCCAAGUGACACUUCCUUCAGAGAUAAUACAUCAGGGUCAGGCUCCCAAGUUAUGCAUCUAGAACAGUUAACUCUCAGCUCUUCAGAUCGUGUUGUAUUUAGAAAUUCUACCAGCCCUACCAGCCAGUAGUCAGGGAUGAUAGCAGAUGCAGUCCUGGCUCCUUGCAAUUCAUUUCUGUUUUACAGCCCUGCACAAUCUGGUGCUGUUGGCACCUUGGCUGCCUUGCUGUACAGCUUUAACUUUAGAUAAUUUAUGUGUAAGUUUAAAAGCACAUGUCCCAAUACUGAUCCCUGGGGGACCUAAUGUCUUACUUCACUUAAGUUGCAAUCCUAAAAAAUCCCAUGGAUUCAGCAGAACUUAUAAGUAAGCAUUCUUUAUGUUGCACUGUCGGUGAUGGUGUGCUCUUUUUCUGUUGUCAUAAAUCCAAAGCCUUUAGCUGUUGAAACAUCUUGAUCUCUUUAGAAGUGCUUAGACUGCUACCUCGGGGAACAUUUUGUAGAAAUCUGGUAGAGUGAGUCAGGUGUGGUUUGUAUAUGCAGCUGUCCUUUCAUUACCGCUCUUCCAUACUCCUUGCCCUAAACUUCGUUUAAGGUUUUCUUGCUUGAAAAGCUUUAACUUUAAUUGACACUUUAUUAGCUACUAUACAAACACUGCGGACAAACUGUUAGAUAAGCAAAUGACUAAAACCGGCUCUUAGAACACCACACGGUUGGUUUACUAUGGUUUAAAUGUGGUUUAAAUGUGACUUGGAUCUAAAAUCAAAGCUUUAGUUGCUUUUUAGUUUCUUGGCUUUCAUAAACUUUUCAAGUGAAGUUAAUGGUCCUGCAAAUGGCUUAUAGUUUGAAAGCCAUCUACAUGGCUUCUGGUUUCAUAGUUGGCAUAGAACUUUACUGAAUGGCUACAAUGCAGUCUUCUUUUAUGUUAGUUCCAUACUUGGCAGGCAAAGAGUUUCCUGGGAAUUUCUGGACCUCAAUUGCUAGGGAAUGCAUUUUUUUAAAAAAUGCCGUCAAGAACUUCACAAAUUUCACUAGAAUAAAAGUUGCUAUAGCAACCAGUAAAUGACAUGCUGCCUGAUACCAGCACUUAAUUAGGGUUGUUUAUCCUUUACUUUGUGUAAUUUGGCUUUUAACAUCCUUUCUUCCCUAUUGAGAGGAACCUCUUAAUCUUAAGGGCAUGUUCUAUUUGGUAUUACCUGUAUUUGAGUUGGUGUUUAUAAUUCAGGGGGUCUGAUAUAUCACUAAUAAUUUGAAUUACCCCUAUUUUUUUGCAAGGGAUACAUCCAGCAUUUGUAUUGUUUUCAAGGACAAGUAAAGGGUUGCUCAAGAGAACCCUUGGAGCACUUGGCUUUUACUACUGUAAAAUUCCAGGGCUUACUCUUGUAAAGGUCAGAAACGAUCUUGUUGUCUUGUUCCAUUUAACAGGUUUCUUCAAGCCUGCACAUUCCUCUUAGAUCAUCCAUACAAUAGAACACAUCCUCUGACUCAGGUUAACGUGAUGCUAACAGAGUGCAGGAAAGAUGAAGGGGCACAAAGCCAGAGGUGCCUAAGGGGCAAGGGAUAAGUUUUAACAAAGCCACAUGACUCAAGCCAGCAGCAUCAUGAGAUGCAAAGGGAGCUGGAGGUAGCAUUUUACAAGUUGUCAGGCAGUUUGACAUGAGAGAGGAUGGUGGGGUGAAAAGGGGAACCUUCUCCAGUGUGCAAAAUGAAGCAGACCAAUAUUCUGUGUACUACUAUAAACAGCUUCACUGGUAUUGUGUACAGCAAUAUUAAUUAUCGCUAUCUUUCCUGAUAAAAUCUUAAGAUUGGAUUUACUGUCUUUUAUGGCUUUUACUUAACCUCUGUUUGGCCUUCCAUUCAUGAUUGCCUUGUACAUUCAUUCUGAUGAGUAAUAACUCUUUUGACAAGUCUUUCUAGAUGCAUUGCAUUACAGUUAAUAGAAAUGGGCCAUAGAAUAGUUUGGGUCUGCACGGCCAGGCCCUAGGUUCCUUCACCUCUCUUGGGUCAUUUAGACAAGUGGGCACCUAUCAAUCACAUGAUAUCACAAUGACGACAGGUCACCCAAAUUAACAUUUUUCCUUAGUGGGUAUGAUAGAGCCAUGCCUGCAAAGGAAGAUCCUUUGCAUUGCCAGCUUCGGUUCAACAUCAAGUGUGGGCAGGUGGACAUGGUUUGGGGAAAACUUUAUUAUGGGCCAGAUUGGCACCUGUGCUAGGUCUAAUUUGGCUCACAGGCACUGCUAUACAGUAUAGUAUUAAUUCUUCCUUUUUCUUCCCUUUUUAUUCCUAAAAUAUUUUUCUCCUGGCUGUUGGGAAUCAAGCCUUUAUCAGGAGAAACUGGCCACUCUCCAGGCACCCGGCUUGAUCUCCUGUUGACCUCCCUGUCUGCAUUCCCCAGCAGGAUCCAGGCAGAGGUCACGAUAGGCGAUCCUUCUCAGAGUGAGAAGAACACACCCCCUCUUUCCUGCCCCCCCAGGCAGGGGAAAGAGAUAGACAGAAACGUAUUUACAUUCCUUUAUUUCUGUCUUUGCAGCGUUACAAAAAUCAUGACUGCUCUCUUCAAGCUCCAGCAGUCGAGAGACAAACUCCUCCUGUACUUCCUGUACAGCUCAUAUUACACUCUGAGCUAAUUUCGGUGCCCUCUGCACUGUGAAUUGACUGUCCCUCUGUUUCCCACGGAACAGUCCCAACAUUCCAUUAUGUUUUGCUUUCAAGCUACCAGCUCGCGGCCGCAUUGCUUCUAUAUCGUAACAGUUAUUACCAGUUGGAGGGUGUCUGAACUGUGAACCCUUUUUUCUAUUUACUUAUCUGAUGACAAAAUCUUCUGAUUGCAUACUGACUACUUUUUCAAAUCUUCUAUAAACCAUUGCCCUCUUUUUCUAGCAGCUACAAUCUCUCUCUCCCUUGAAAAUUCAAAUAGGUGGUAUUUCCUCACCAAAUACCCUGUGCCGGGUGUGCUUUGGUUGGGUUUCUACUAUGUGAGAAACUUUAUGUUCAGAGUCCUUUAACUGCUAGAUUUCUCAGUCUUCAAGCUUGUCUAAUGUGUCUCAACUACAUGGGAACCAAAUGUCAAGUUUCUAUGCACUUUAGCAGUUCUCUUAAAUGAAAGUUGACGGUUGCUUUUCAGCUUCAGCACUGCUAAAUAUUCCAUUUUAAAUCAAGGGGGAAACAGAUAAUAGGGCUGUUUAGCCCCCAAUUUUAAACUGCUUUUAAUGCAGCUCUUUGAAAAGACCUUAAAUUAAGAAGAUAAACAUUUGUAUUCUGUGCAUCACAGAGUAGAUUUCACUGGCAAAACUGAGUCCUUUUUAAGACUAUAAUUUCACAUUUGUGGAUUCUUCACAGCUUAUAGAUUCCUAAAAAGUGCAUAGAAAUUGAAAAUAUCUGGAGGCUUUAACUUACCUUGUGUGAUCACAUAUUCAUUAUCAUUUAUGUUUAGAACCAUCAGAAUGAAGAUAAUGAAUUUCAGUGAAGAGAAAGAGCAUGAAUGCUCCAUGUUGCUAACUCUUCCAUGACUCAUCUCCAAAGAUCACUUAAUAAGAGAUAACCUUUGCACAUGGAUAGGGCUUGGUAUGAGAGAACCACAGGUCUAUGAGAAUAUGACACACAUGGUCUAUAAAUAUGACUUUUGCAAGUCAUAUCCACGUAGUAAAAUUCUUGUUGCAGCUUCGAGUAAUUGAGGAUCCACUGGAGUUGUGUGAAUCUGAACACAGAACUCUUUCAGUAAGAGCUCAUGUUUAAAUAACAGAUUUGCAUGUUUUCCCUGGAUGGAUGUGGUGGUGAUGGUUGUUUAUGUAAGCAUCUAAAUUUCUUUAGCUGCCUGUUGGCUUCUUUUCAAAAUAGGAACACGUUCUCUCCUUCCAGUAAUAAGUAGGGAUAAUUGAGCUUUGCCUAAGUUUUCGUUUUCGUUGCAGCAGUCAACUUACUGUAAUGUGGCAAUUGGAUAUUCUAUUGUAGUUAAAGGUGUUCAAGAAAUUAGAAAAUUGACUCUUCUGCAUAGGAAUGAAAGAUGGGGGUACAAAGGAAGGGAUUAAAUAAAUUGCAAUUCUCAACAUGGGCACUAGUGACAUCCUUUCAAGUGGGAACAGUAUGGUGUUUAUGCUUGUGUCCUCUUGCUGAACUUAGAUAGUGGCUUCCAGUAUCACAGAAGUUACUUCAUUUCCUCCCUGAAGUUUCCCAUUUGUUUCUAGAUUUCAAGUAGGAGUCUUCUGAUGCGUCUUCAUUGAAGGACAUGUGUAGGGGAGAUUUAACCCUCAUCCUUGUACCGCUCCCAGGUUUUUGAAAAAUGUAGUAACUUUUAAAAGCAUACACCAAUAAGCUGAAUUAUGUCAAAAGAGUAUGAAGACAUUUGCAACACCUUACUAAGAUACUUCAUAGGAUCUAGGUAGGAUUGUGUACGUGCAGAAAAUCAACACGUUAAAAUGAAGAAGUACUGGUAAUGAUGAAAGAAGGAGCAAGGGUCGGUGGUCACGAUGAUGAGCAUUUGAGACAUUAGUACAUAAGCAAGGUGAAGUGUGGAAAGGCACAUUAAGAUACUAAAUUAUAAUGAAAAGAAUCUGAGUAAAUCAGCAUAAGUUGUAUAAAGAGCCGGCUGCUAAAGUCACUUAAUGUUAUUCAGUAUCAAUAAACAAAAGCUGGCUGCUCUAGACAGGUCAAAGGCAAUUCAGAAAUCCUGGAACUUGUUCAAGCAUGUGUAGAGUAUCUUUGCCAGAUAGAGAAACAACAGCUGGUCCUGCACAUCUGCAGUUUCAGAAGACAAAGCUUCUAGUUUGUGGUUGAGAUUUGUGGCUUCUUAUGGGCACAUCUACAUUACGUCUACAUUCACUGAAGCGCCUUCUCUUGCAUGGAAUAGAUGUUUCUUGUCCACAUAUACACCUAGUGAUAUUUAUAUAUGGAGGGGGAAAGUAUGGCUGCUUGGUUGAAAGAUACUCAUUGGGGUCUGAUGGAACCCUCAAGGACCCUAAAUACUCGGCAUAAUUAUCAUCCAACCUCUACUUAAAGACCCCAAUGAGGGAGAGUCCACUGCAUCUAUUGGGAAGCUGUUCCAUUGUCAAACAGCUCUUACCAUUGGAAAGUUCUUCCUGAUGUUUAGUUGGAAUACCCUUUCUUGUAAAUUGAAUCCAUUAGUUUGGGUCCUUUCCUCCAGAACAAGAGAAAACAAGCUUGUUUCAUCCUCCAUGUGACAGCUCUUUAGAUAUUUGAAGAUGGCUAUCAUAUCAGUCUCCUCUUCUCCAGACUAAACUUAUUCAAUUCCCUCAACUGUUCCUUGGUUUCCAGACCCUUGAUCAUUUUGGUUUCCCUCCUCUGCACAUGUUUCAGCUUGUCAGUAUCCUCCUUAAAUUGUGGUGCCCAGAACUGGACACAGUAUUCCAGGUCUGUCCAAGCCAGAAUAGAGCAGUACUAUGCCUUCCCUUGAUUGUAACAGUAGACAUCUAUUGAUGCAGCCUAGAAUAGCAUUAGCUUUUUUUGCUGCUGCAAUUGCACUGUUGACUCAUGUUCAGCUUGCGGCCUACUCAGACCGCUAGAUCCUUUUCACAUGUACUACAGGCAAGCAAGGUGUCCUCCAUCUUACAUUUCUGCAGCUAGUUCUUCCCACCAGACUUUGCUUAAUCUAUCACCCAGCAUCUUAUUACAAGUAUUAAACAUGCACCUUAAUAGGCUACAUACUAUGUGCAAGCACAGUUUAAUCAUUCCUCUCUGAUUGUGUGAAAGGAGGAACAAAACAGGAGGAGCAGUCAGGCAGUGUGUGCAGCACUAUUCAUCCCAAGGUUCUUCACUGUCAUUUUAUGCAAAUGUGCCCAUUUCCUGUAAAUGGAGAUCUGCUAGGACGGGCUGUCAAACUCAAAUUCAUCGGGGGCCGCAUCAGCAGUUUGGUCACCCUCAAAGGACCUGUUGUAUCUAUAGGAUGAUGUGUCCACUCUUUAUUAUCAUAAAUUAUUGUCACUGCAUUCAAUUAUUACUGUUUUUUUUGUAAUAAUGUAAGUAAUAACUAGCUCUGAAAGCAGAAACAUAGUCAGAAUAAUGGCAAGUAGAUAUUCAAAUGUACAAUUAUUGUACAAUUUAUUGAAAAAUGAUUUUUGGUAACAGACAGUAAUUUUUUUAAACAUACAAAUAUUGCCAAACACUGUUUAUUACACAUAUGGCAAACACAAGGCAUUCCCUCUGCAUCAACUUUUCUUUUCUUUGACAUUUUUGGGUUAUUUGAUUGUAGUUUAUGGUCCCUAUACCACUGUAAAGUGACGCGGAAGUGGUCAGUAUAUCCAAAGUUUACCGCUCAGACUUUUAAGCAGAAUAAUAAGCAGACCCUCCCUAAUAAGCAGACCCCCGCUCCCCCCCCACAUGCAUCAUAUGUACUUACAGUACAGGAGAGAAGGGUUCAGGCAGCCGUUAGAUCUGUCACAUCACAGGAUGGCAUGCGCUCAAUAUAAAAACAAGUGGAGGUUUCCUGAAUGCAUGUAAAGUGGAGGUUUCCUGCGUAGAACGGCCGGCGCCGCUAGAGGGCAGACGUUCUCUGGCUUGUAGGCUGCCACGCAUGCGCAGAAGAGGUGGCCUUCUUGUGUCCAAAAAAAAAAAGCGAGAAUAAAAGGUGAAGGCCGGCGGCAGCUACACGGGCCACAUGACGAGGUCUGGCAGGCCGGAUUCAGCCCACGGGCCUUGUGUUUGACACCCAUGUGCUAGAAAGUCAAUGCCCCCCUUCCUGCAUAAACUCAAGAACAUAAUAACAUGGGAAUGUGUGGCAUUAUGUUUGUACGCUGAAUUGAUGAAAGCUUCCUGUUGAGUUCGGGUGGCAAAAAAAAAAAAGAGCACCGUUUGCUUUACAUCUUUACAAGUUACUGUUUGCCAUCCGUUUUGUUCUCGAAGAAUCUAGACUCUGGUGGGUGAACAUAUUUGCAUUUUUAGAUCUCCUUUGCUCUAUAUACACUGGGUUUCUGAUGUGUGCCACCCCACCUGUGUUUUUACUGACCAUACCCUAUUUGGAAAUUUCUGGCUUCUUUACUUGCCUUGCCAUGGUUAUGGUUAGAUUUUCCUAUAAUACAUCUUUUUAAAAAGUUGUCUGAUAUCCGCACUCCUGUAAGAUCGAAGGUGUGCUUUAUGGCCAGUGUUUGGAUUUCUAACUGCUUUUCUUUGUAAAGUUUAGUGAAUACAGAAGUACACUAUCUACAAAGCAGGUUCAGUUGGACUUUCUGACUUCUACUUUGUGCUACUGUAAAUUAAAUAGAUUAAACUGCACCAUAUAAAUAUGUGUUAAAUCCAUGCAACAGUUUGAGUUGUUCUGCAUUAUAUAAUGCUCAUGUAGUGCCACCUUAAGGCAUUCUACUACCCCGGGGGGUUACAGUCUAAAAAUAGAUGCAACAGAGAAACAGAGGCAGGGGUAAACAGUAGAGAGAACCAAUAGUGUAUAUAUAUUUGUAGGGUAGGCCAUUAUUAAUCCAAACAAUAGACAUGUGUGUUCAUACACUAACAGAGCAUUGGUGACUUGCCAAAGGCCACCUGUUAAGUUGAUGGCAAAGACAAGGGGUGGUAUUUAACAAAUGUUUUACUAUUCAAAUUAAAGGACCUCACUUAAUCAUGUUUUAUGAUUAAUUCAGUGGAUUAAUUUCGGUGGAUCUUUUCUGAACAAAACUUGAGCAGUAUUCAAUUAAAAUUUUGACUUUGGAUUGCCAAUGCACCAAUAUUGCACUGCCAUUAUACAAAUUUAUGGUGUGGCUCUAUUUGGAGUACUGUAUGCAGUUCUGGUAGUCUCACCUCGAAAAGGAUAUUGUAGAGUUGGGAAAGGUUCAGAAAUAUGAAAGGGCAGCUAAAGUGAUCAAGGGAAUCAAACGACUCCGUUAUGAAGAAAGGUUGCAGUGCUUGGGACUUUUUAGUUUAGAGAAAAAGCAAGUAUGAGGCAACAUAAUAGAAGUUUAUAAAAUUAUGCCUUACAUGGAGAAAGUGAAGAGAAAGAGAAAAAAGUCUCCCUUUCGCACAACACUAAAAUUCAUGGAUAUCCAGUGAAGUUCAAUGUUGGAAGAUAUGAGAUACGUAAAAGAAAGUGCUUCAUGCAGCAUUUAGUCAAACUAUGGAACUCACUCCCCCCCGGAAGCAGCGGUGAUUUAAAAUCGGUUGGGAAUUUAAGGUGGGUUAAAUUGAUGAAAAGAACACACACUUUCACAUUCUACAUUUUGGAAAUGCAGCUGGAGAAAGUUCCUGAGACCUGAGUUGCUAUCAGAGUAGAUAGUACUGAGUUAGAUGGACCAAAGGUGUGCUACAGUACAAGACAACAUCAUGUAGGCGGAAGAAAUUGGAGGACUAGGGUCAAAAUGAUCUGAAGAUGUUUGAAGAGUGAUAUUCAAUAGACCUGCAACUUGUGUGCAUUUAACUUGCACAAUUGCAACUUUAUGCACUUGGUGGCUGGCCAGAUGACAUCUCACACAUUAAACACAUGCAUGGCAGAGAGCUUAAAAGCGCUUUCCAUGAUGGGUUUUCCCGCCUUGCUUGGUAGGCAUGGCCUGCUCAGUGUGUCAGCUACAGAAAGAUAGGGAUGGUCACGUGAGGGCGGUUCCAGGGUUCUGAGUAGACAUGGUUUGGGGUUUAUGCUCAGUGCUCCAGAACAUAAUGCCUGCACAAGUUAUGAGUCUGCUGUACUCAAGUUUGGAAAAUGACUCUAGUAUUUAGAAUAGCAGAACACAAAACAAGACAGGAUCCAAUUAGAACGGGCACCAAAACAGCGGAUGAAGUUAAAAUUGAAGUUCUAAGCAGCACAUGUUAUGGCAAGUAAUCCUGGACUCAUAAUUUAUUUGCAAAUUAACGAGUUACUAGAGACACUUUUCUAGUAGAAAGCUUAUUGAACACUUUGUCUUUGCAUUGUGCAUUAGUGUAACAGGUUCUUCGGGUAGAAAUAAUUAAUUGGAAUACUGUUACGUUAAUCUAAUGGCUACUCAUAUUUAGAAUGUUGUUUACUUUCUUCUCAAUGAUUAGAACUGUUGCUAAUAUACUCUCUUCAUUAGAUGUACAGAGGCCAAUUAAGUAUCAAAGUAUUUGUUGUAUGGUUAGGAUUAUAAACUUCACUGGCUUAUGAAAGAGGUGUGUGUGUCUCUCCCCCCCCCCCCCCCGAGUUUUUAAUGUACAACAUGCAAUAAAACUCGCCUUCCACACUUUUAUUUAUUCUCUCAACUUGUUUACUAUAUAGACCGUGGAGAAAACAUUACCAGCAGGCCCCCUGAUUACAUUGUCUUGUUUUAGUAAACAUCUGCCUUAAAUAUUCAUAGUCUCAGCUAUGAAACUUUCAACCUGUAGCCUUGUUUUGGUUGCUAACUUGGAACUUUAAUUGUUUUAAAGAUGUUCACCCCGUUUUCUGCUGUUGGUUGUAUUUUGGAGCUGUUCUAAGACCAUGAAGUAUGCUUUGAGGCUCUGACUAAUUCUUGGCUAGCUGAAAUCUAUAGGGGUCCACAGAGUCUGACUUACUAUCCUCCCACCCAUAGUCUUGCAUUGUCCUGGAACUUGGCAGGUAGUAGUUCUGGUUGCAGGUAUUGCUCUGACUGCACAUGUGACAUAUUUUACUAUCCAAUUUGAAUGUUUGUCAUCAUUGUGCCUAACUGAAUAGCUCUUGUUGAGUCAUGGAUCAUGUGAAUGUGGCUGGAUUCUGGUCAGCUGCUUGCAGUUAACCCCAUAAACCACAGUAUAUGUGGAUAGUACACUUGUAUAUGAAGAGAUAUCACUCACUCAAUGAGCUGCUGUGGCGAAGAGGUUGCCUCACUGUCGCUUAACAAUUCAUUAACAGUUAGUCAUAUUUCCAUGAAAUAUUCACUGCAUUGCUGCUGCUACCCAUGCCUAAAACUUAUCCUGGGGUUUGUGUAUGCACAUGUAUAAUAAAUAGUGAAAUGGAAUAUGAACUCGUAUAAAGGAAUGUACUUUGAAGCUUUGAAGGGUUUGUUGGUGCCUGUUAGUAUGAUUCAUCAUUAAAAUUCUGUAACCUUUUUACUGACCUACUAGCUGCUAGGUAUAGGUGCUGGCAAUAACCUGACCUCAUUCAAACAUCACUUGGAAAACUAUGUUUUAAAUGUGAAUGUACAGUGUGUUCAUGCACACUGCUGAAAUUAUGGAAGCUUCACUCAACUGCUACUGGGAAACGAGCUAUAAUCCAGUUUAGCAUUUUGUCUGAAUCUCCAAACAAACCAUCAUUGGCCAAAGUCUCAUAUUGGCUUUCCACAAAAUAAAUCACAAGCCUGGGUUUGGACACAACACUAAACCAAACCAGGGCUUGUUUCCCAGCAAGGGUCAGGAAUGAGUGAAGCACCGGCAAUUUUGUACUUCCUGCAUGUAUGCUGCGUGUUCAUACUUAAAUGACAGUUUAAUUGUAACCCUGGUUUAAGGUGAUGUGUGAACUAGACCUGUGUGUUUGAGCCUUUGGCUCAAUGAAUAAAACUGUUAAUACUAAAUCUUCUUUUAACUGGAAAGAUCAUGUUGGAGUACUGAUAACUAAAUUAUAAACUUAGGCUUGCUUCAUGGGGAGGUUGCUAAGAAACUGAUGAAUAGUCUCUAGAGUAACCAGUUAUGUGUUGUCUGGCCAGAGGCAUGAGCUUGCUCUCUGAAGACUUUAGCUCUCUUGCUGGCUCAUAGCUUGCUUCAUAUCUAAGCACGCAGCUAGCUUUGCAUGUUUUAAGUAGCUUUACAUAUCUUUCUGAAAUAGGAACCUCUGUUCCUUAAUACUGAUUCUGGAGUCUUAGUAUUUAAUGUUCAGCACUGUUUUUUUUCAUAACAUAACUUGCAAAAUCUAAGAAGAGAUCUUGAGCUAGAAAUUGAGAUGCUAAAUUUAAAAAUUUUAAAUUUCUGCUGAUGCAGAAACUACAGAACUGGAAUAGUGUCUUCUUUUUUCCAAUAAUGCUCAAUCCUGCACAUACCAUUUUCCUGCUGGAAAUGAUCCUUCUGAUAGUUUUGGAAAAAGAGAGACUUUCAGCUGGAAAGUGGAAUGGAGAACAGUCAAACUUCUUUUCUCCCUCCUCUUGCACCAUAGUCUUGAUCUAUGGGUAGGGGCUGCUCUGAUCCAUCACUGGGAUGCCCUAUAGAGGAAAAUAAACGGGGAAUCCAAAGUAUGUUCAGGCAUGCUAUUAAAAUUAUAUUUAGUGGCUCUGUGCAUAUUAUAGAAGCCCACUGAUUUCAGUGGAGCUUAUCAAAGUGAGCUUUAGUGUCUGUCCAACUGAACCCUGACUUCAGCAGACCAGUUAGGUAGAUUAUAUGGUUAAAAGGGAGCCAAGUCUUUGCCCUGCAGAUUGAUAACACUCUUGUUCAUCUGAGCCCAGCCUAGAAAAAUCCCUGUGAAAAGCAGACUGUGAGGAGAUAAAACUACUGCAUGCAUACUGGUGUUUUUCUGCAGCAAACAAAUGGAAGACACACAUCUGCUGUGGAACAUAGCUGUGUACAUAUAAUUUGGCUUGCUGCGGGAAGUGCAAAGUUGCCUUAAUCUUUAUCUCUGUGAUUAUUCCCUGUGAUCUAGAAAUAUGUACAUUCAGCCCCCAUAUCUCUUCUAAAUUAUUGUGAGGUUCUUCCUGGCUUUACUUCAUCCUGCCACAUACCAAUAAACUACUGACUUCAAUUGUCCCAUCUGCUUGCUUAUCCAUUGUUUCCCAUCCCUUCAGUUAAUGUCGUCUUUUGUCCUUUCUGUUUAGAGCAGGCUUCCUCAACCUCAGCCCUCCAGAUGUUUUGAGACUACAGUUCCCAUCAUCCCUGACCACUGGUCCUGCUAGCUAGGGAUCAUUGGAGUUGUAGGCCAAAAACAUCUGGAGGGCCGAGGUUGAGGAAGCCUGGUUACCUUAUUGGCCCGAAUAUAAGCCACACCCAAAUAUAAGCCACCCCUUUAAAAUUGGAGGGGGGGGAAUACCCAAAUAUAAGCCACUCCCUUCCUCGCUGCUCCUGGCUACAUACUAGGAGCGGGGGCGGGGAGCCACACGGUGUUGCCAAUGGCCUUUCCCCUUCCUCGCUCUCUUCCCAGCCUUGGGGGAGAGGAUGGGGCACUACGCGUGGGGUGGGCGCCACUUUGCCAUGCUCCUGGCGCUGUUUGCCCUGCGCUCCUGGCUGCAUACAGUAAGGUUGCAAAUAUAAGCUGCACUUUAACUUUUCAUGGUUGGAAUUUGGGGGGAAAGUGUGGCUUAUAUUCAGGCCAAUACAGUAUAUGGAGCCAUGCAAGGCACAUUGGUCCAUCAUACAGGGGCCAGCCCAAGUUAACUUAAGUUAUUUAACCACUGUAAAUUUGGUGUUUUAACACUUCCAUAUGCACACCCAUUAUAUAGCAAUACUACCAGUUGUUGUUGUUUAGUCGUUUAGUCAUGUCCGACUCUUCGUGACCCCAUGGCACUCCUGUCUUUCACUGCGUCCCGCAGUUUGGUCAAACUCAUGUUGGUAGCUUCGAGAACACUGUCCAACCAUCUUGUCCUCUGUCAUCCCCUUCUCCUUGUGCCCUCAGUCUUUCAAUACCAAUUGUAGUUACCCCAUUAGAAUUGUUCGGAGUUUUCCGUAGUUCACUUGGCGCUUUCUGCAGUGGAGUGGGAAUGGAAGGAACUGAGAAACAAAAAUCAUAUAUGACAUAAAAAUGUGGGGGGAAAUGUGAAGUGAACAUUUGUAGCUUUAAAGGUAUUGCAGAAAUGAGACAAGAAUAGCAGGCAUUGGCAGACUGGACUGGAAUCCAACCUGCAUUCCAGUUCUUUACACUAAGUGAAUCCUGAUUGAAAUGACUGAAAUGAGCUGAUUGAAAUGAGCUCUACUGAAAUAGGGUAAGUGUUCUUAGGAGUCCACCUUAAAUGUGAAUUACCAGGAAUGGAACAUUUUCAAAUUCCUAUGAGCCAUCAGCAAAUUUAGGGACUUUUGAGACAUGUUUUAGAACCUAAGUUUAUUUAUUUAUUAGUUCUAGGAGUAAAAUGUUGACACUUGCAGUUUGCCAGUAUUUUAAUUCUUUUGUACAUGCAUGCAUGUGGUAUUUCAGUUCUGUGUUCUGAAUGAAGAUGUAACUAAGUUAGAACAGCUUAUGGUAACAGUAAAUGGCAUGCGUGUAACUCAAUAUUCUGGAUACUUCUGCAACUUACAUUGGCAGUAACAGAUGGCUUCCUUUUUUAAGGUGCCCUAGUUGGAGGCAUUAGAUUGAAAUGAUCUUACAGAAUUGUAGAACAAGAUUUGUUGGGUACAGAAACAGUAGAUCUCUAUUGUUUCAUCCCCUUUCCUGCUGUGCUGCUACUGAAGAACUAUCAAAUGUUAAGUGAUUCUGAAUAUAUUACUGUUUGAGUGACAUGUCGUAUUAUUUCAGUCCUGCAAAGCAUUACAGUAUAUUAAAACUGGAGUGAAUGAAGCCUGGCACUGAACUUUUGUCCAUAGUAAAGUAGCUAGGAAUGGGGUAGAAAUUUGAUUCCGUUCACACAUCCAUCCUUCAAAAUUCACAUCUCUCAAUUUUACAAUAUGAUUACCCAGCCAACUAAUUGUGUACAAAAAUGUAUGUACUAUGGUGCAGUGUAGAUAAAACAAUAUACAGUAAAACAUAAUAUACAGAAAUGUAUUGUAUUGGGAAAAAUGGAUACAAGUGUGUAGAUUAGGAGAAAUUAGCACUAAAAUGCUGAUUAAUUUUCACAAUGAACACAUUUUAAAUCUUGAAUUUAUGUGAAAAUGAGCUGAAUUUAAGAUUGGAAAAAUGAAAAACAAAUCAACAGUCCCUAAACGUAAUGAGUAGCUUAAAUAUAGUUCUGGACCUCACAUGCCAAGUCCUUUAAAAAAAUUCAUUCGUCUCCAGGCAUAAUAAUACUUUGCUGUCUUAGAGAUAACCCAUCUCAAGCCUGGAAUGAACAUUUGCUUUGGGAGACGCACUGUGUGUAUAUGAAUGCCCUGUCCCAGCUGCACACAGGGUCUUCUGGGCAUAUCUAGUCUUGGUGAUAAGCCUUUUCCACCCUAAGGUUCUUCCAUGAGGAACACUGUGGGGAAGGCUAGCAUUUUGUCACUGAGGAACCAACUAUUCCCAUAACACAUUCUGGAUAUGGUCUUAGUCAGACCUGGCUCUUGAGACUAUAACACUGCUUAUUCGCUGUAUAUAUUGAUAAACUGAUAGUACCUUUUGAUCUCCAGAAGUCUCUGCAGGGAAGCAUGGAACUGUAUAUUAGAAUGUGUGUUUUCUUCUCCAUUCUCUUCUUUCCCCAAUAACUCUGUAGUCAAGGGAACCCUGGGUUUUGUCAGUAUAAAUUGCUUUCACAUUGUAUAAUUGCAGUCAGUAUAAUAGCACUGCCUGCUACUGCACAGCUCGCCAACACACACACACACACACACACACACAAACCAGUGAAGGUGAGGAAAAGAGAAGUGGUGGAUGUCAGCAGUGGCAAAGCAGAGCUGGGGUGUAGCUGUUGGAAAGUUGGCAGGGAGGUCAGUGAGCUGGUAUUACACUGUAGUUUGCAGUGCCACCUGUCAGCAGACAUGUAAACUACAUGGUGAUGACACCCUUAACAAUUUUAUUAUAUGUAGUAGGGGACUCUUCCCCCAGACAAGACACUGCUUGCUGAAUUGUCCACCCAAUCAAGAAAGCUUCCCAGCUUCUCCCUUCUCUUCUGUAGACCCAUUUUCAUCUUCAUUCCCAUAUCCAUGCCGCUUUCUCCCCCACCUCCUUUUUUUGAAACCGUUUUUUUUAGGCCAGAAUUGUGAUUCCAGAAUUGGCCUCCACAGUCACUUACGGACUCAUUGUUAAAACCGUGUUUAUGGAAGACAAUCUUACUUGGCUACAAGUGAUUGCCAAGGAAGAAGACACGUAAACCAUCAACAUCCUGCAUAUUCUUCCUCUCACACAGUGUAACUCCUCACCGCCCUUUUACCCUUUGCUGAAUUAUGAAGCCAGUAUCCUCUCCUACUCUACAGCCCUCCUGCUUCAGCAGUUAAUAGUCAGAGCAACCCUGGAAUUGUCCAUUUAAGCUCUCCACCUUGCUUGCCAGGCUCUGGGAAGCAUAGGCUCUGGGAGGCUCCAUCAGGAGACCUUCCCAGAACCUGGUAAGCAAGCCUGAGAGCUCAAAAGCUCUUUCUGUGGGGGAAAACUUGGUGCAUACAGAGCUUUUAAACUGUGCGAUGUCAGCUGGCCAGCCACCAAGAGUGUGUAAAGCUGUGAUCACACAAGUUAAAUGUGCACAUGCUUCAAGUCUACUGUAUGUGGGUGCUAGCUUGUUAAUAAUAACCUGUGUUUUAAAUGACUGAAUUGAAUCUGGAGCGUCAUAUUGAAGACAAUACAUGGUAACAGUAGUAAAAUAAUAUUUGGGGGAACUGAGAAGGAAAAGGGGUGGCAGCUGUAAAGGUUUGAGUAGAGCAAUCAGAGGGGAACAUUGGGAGAAAAAUGUGGUUUAAAACAAGGUUUGAGUACAGCAAGAAGGGAGUUUGUUGUGCUAGCUUUUUGGAGUUGGCUUCUGUAUUGUACCUAUCUCUGCUAUUUCUCCUUGCAAUUUUCUUUUAAAGCACCCCUCAGUGUUCCUCUCUUUCCAGUCUGUUCAAACCCUUCUUGUUGUUUUAAACCACCAUUUCCCUCCUCUCAGCGUUCAUCCCUUCUUCCUCCCAUGUCUCAUCCACUACUGUACAACCUUCCUUCUCUUUUGCGCCCCUUCCCCACCCAGACUUCAUGCAAAUGCAGGCUUGUGAUGUGGCACUACAAAGAUUCCAGCGAGGGCUGUGCAGUGAUGGACAGAGAUAGACAAGCUAGAAUGGAAAUCAUUCAAGGGUGAGGGGAGGCCAAUUAAAGUGGACAUCUUUUGCAUCAGUGUCUAUGUCUUCCUUUCUGUAGCCUGAUGGAAUACUGUAGCUUGUUUUUAAAUUGCCUUACUCACCAGCAUAUCAGAUUACAGUGGUGCCCCGCAAGACGAAUGCCUCGCAAGACGGAAAACUCGCUAGACGAAAGAGUUUUCAGUUUUGGAGGUGCCUCGCAAAACGAAUCUGCUAUGGGCUUGCUUCGCAAGACGAAAAUGUCUUGCGAGUUCCUGGGUUUUUUUUUUCCUUUCCCCUCUCUUUUUCUAAGUCGCUAAGCCGCUUAUCUGCUUAUCCGAUAAGCUGAUAAGCUGCUAAAAGCCGCUAAAAGCCGCUAAAAGCCGCUAAUAGCGCUAAUCCGCUAAUCCCGUCAAUGGGCUUGCUUCGCAAGACGAAAAAACCGCUAGACGAAGAGACUCCCAGAACGGAUUCUUUUUGUCUUGCGAGGCACCACUGUACUUGUAUUGAGGUUCUGAUGACAAUAUGUAAACUUAAAGGAUUUUGUUUAAUUGGUUUUGUUUACUGUAAACACAUUGUAAAAAUUGUCAGUGCUAUAUAAGCCAUUUCAGGCUAAAUGAAUGACCACUGGUUCUAUAUAAUCUGAGUAGCUGACCCACUGUUUUUUGUUGCGAUUCUUUGCAAAGAUAGGAGCGCAUGAGAUAUGAGCAUGCAAUGUGAUUGGCGUUUCUGUUUGGAAACAUUGUGAAGAAGAUUGUGUGGGCUUGUGUGUGCGCGCACACAAACAGUUCAUUUGAUUAACUAAUGGUUUUGUUAUUUAAGGCACUAGCAUUUCUAAGUGGUGUACAUAAAAUACAGGGGGUAAAAGAAAAAAAUCAUCUUAAAAAAACAGAUAUUACCUUAAAAUGCUUCCUGGAAAGGGAAGUCUUUGUCAAGUGCCUGAAGUUAAGGAAGAAGGGUACCUAUCUAAUCUCAGUCGGGAGAGCUUUCCCUAAACUUGGGCCCCACAACAUUAAAUGUAUGUCUUCUGGCAAUUAGGAAUCACACAUCCGAGCCAAGGGUGACCACCAACAGAGACUCCCACUAAGAUCUCAGUGAAUCAGGCAAGAGUAUAAGGGAACAUGUGGUCUUUAUGAUAUCAUGGAUCCAAGUUGUUUAGGGUCUAGUAACAUAUGGGCAGCUAGUGCAAGCUUUUAUUCACCACAGUUAUGUGCUGGCAGUAAUCUAUCCCCAUCAACUGUCUUGUACCAGCUGCAACAACUGAACCAGGUGCAAGGAUCCAGGUGCAAGGGUAGCCAGACACAUAGAACACAUUGUAAUAAUUCAGUCUUGAGAUUACUAGUGCCUGAAUCAUCAUGGCCUGACCAAGAAUGGCCAUAGCUUGUAAAAGGUGCUGCUAGCCCUGGAGCAUGGUUCCAGGAGCAUUCCCAAAGUAUGAAGCUGUUACUUCAGAGGGUUAUUAAACCCUAUCAAGGAUGGGCAAAAUUCCUGGACAUGGGACACACACAUCCUGGGGCCUCCACCUUCUCAUGCUUAAAACUCAGUUUAUUAGUCCUCAUCCAUUCCACAACUGCAUCCAGACAUCCUUCUAUCUAGACCAUGCCCAGUCUCUUCUGACUCAGAUGUUUUGAAGAAAUUAGCUGUAUAUCAUCCAUGUUAACCUCAAGCAGCAGGGGUUGGUGGAGAUGCUGACCAAGGUUUCAGAUAUUUUAAAAAACCUAUUCUACUUUGCAUAAUAUAUACAAGUGGUAUAAUUCUUCUUUUCUUGAUGAACACACAGCAAGGUAACCUGAACUGAACUUGAUUCUGUAUUUGAGGCAUCUGAGAGUUCUUCUGUCCAUACACAGAUUCCUAAUGGUGUCAUGUGAUGAGGAUGCAAAUUACCUUGAAUGCAGGAAUGCAUAUGACACCCCUUUAGUAUCAAGAGCACAAACAAUCCCAGAUGAAUAUUAAAAGACCCAUAUCACUGUCUAAUUCUGAAGACUGUUGUGUGUAAAAUAUUCAUACUGCGCAUGUUGGAUGAAUAAAACCUUGUUUUAAAAGUGUUUAAUUCCAAAGGAGAAAAUUCUUUAUAUGGGGUUUUUCCCCGGUGUUCCCCAAUUUUUCCAGAUUUUCUAAUGGGGAAAAAAUGAUUUUUUUCCAAUCCUUCACAUUUCUUGUGAAGAGCUGAAAACUAUUGUGUUGCACUUCCUUCUUCAAAAGUGGAUCUACUUUAUUAACAGGAAAAGAGUUGGUCGUCGUUCCCUCCCCUCACAUGUUUUACUACACAGGAAUCAGUUUGUCAAACUGGUUUCCUAUUGUGGGUCUGGGAGGUGAGAGUGAUGCUGGUGAUAAUCUCUGGCCAAGAUUUAAUAAUGUCUGGAAAGGGGGGGGGAGCCCCACUUCUGAAACCUUGAUAUAAAUUGCUUUCCUUUCCUGGCCAGUGCAGAAUUUAGGGUGGUUCAGUUUGUCUCUAAGGUUCUCUACACACUUCAGAGUGCAAAACCUGUACAUUCAGGACAAUCUCCCCUUCGUUCUUCAACUUACAUGUGUGUACUGUAAUGAGACGCACAUGAGCAAGGCCUUCCUCAGCAGCAUUGGGUAGCCUCUUCAUUGGUUUACUGGGGAGAGGCUUCAGAUGUCACCCACCCUAAACUGUGUUUCCUCCCUUCUCUGAUAACUGAGAGACUCACUGCUUGUGUGCAAACAUGAAUUAAACCAGCAGUAUCAAUUAAUCACUCUUCCAUCACCAGUAUCUUGCUCAGUUGAACAGAGAUGAUUCAUUCCCGAAAACAAAAUGUUAAUCUUUGACGAUGAAUUUAUCCAUUUAUCAGAGGAGUAUCUUUCAAAAUAUGUUCAUUGUAAUCUCUGACUCAGGACAUACUAACUUACGCAAACUUUAAAAUCAUGAAUACUAAUAACCUGGUAGGUGAUGUCUUGUGAUGUUACCUCUUAGCAAAGAGAAAUGGCUUUGCUGUGGACACACACGUGUUUCAGGCCAGAGGUUAAGUUUCUAGCUCAAUAUCUCUCUGGAAUAUUUGUGGGAGCCAUUCAGAUGGACCACAUGGACUUGCACAGUUAGGCAUCUUGACACACGCACAAUCUAACACACAAGGCAUUAUUAAACCUGGCCAGUGUUGUGUUCUAUUAACUGGAGCACAUGUGGGAGAAUAAAAAGUUUUGCAAUGAGAGCCGUAGCUAGGUGAUGUUGUGCCCCUGGCAGAACCGUCCAGAUUGCGCCCCCCUAGCCAUAGACAAAUAGCUCUUCUUUCUUCCUCUCCUCCAAACUCCAACCCCACCCAUUCAAUUCACCCUCUAUUUAAAACCUUUUCUUAUGAGGCAAUAAUGGAUAUUUUACUUGACAUAUUUAUGGACAUAUUUUUGCCGAUUUUGCGAUUUUGGCCCUCCUCACCACCCUUCCCCUAGCUACGGCCCUGUUUGCAAUAGACAAUGCAAAGCUUGUGUAUUCAGGUUGGUAGCUGGAAGCAUGUAGAAUACUCUGCAAGUCAAUAAAUUCCUGGCCUAACAUGGUGCUAUAUAUGUCAACUACAUAUUUAUUUACACCGUUCGUGGCAUGCCAUUCUAUCCAUUUGAGACACUCACUGUGGCUUGCAGUCCUAAUUAUAAAACGUUAUUUGCAUUAAGGUGACUGCUUCAGGCUCAGGUUAAUGGGGCCGCAUCCUGUGGAUCCAGAGGAUGGUGCAAUCAGUUUUUCCUGUUUAGUUGUUUGUGGACAAGACCUGAGGAAGUAGUCAGCCCUGAUCAGAUAUGUCGGCAUGUUGUGAUGCCAGUGUUGCUUACCUGGAAGAUAUGAACAGCAUUCAUAUAUAUAACAGCUCUAAUGACAAGUUAAUAAGGUUGAGCAACUAGAUGUGCCAUUGUUACUUUUCUGGUAGCAUAUAGUCCUUGUACUCCUUCGUGUUGCUAGCAGUUACCUAACAAAACAAGUAUAAAAAUGGCAGUUCUGAUAAUAGAUAUACAAACCCCUCGCCUUGGUUUAAUGGUCAGUAUUGUGUGUUGUGAAUAUUUUUGUGAAUUUCUUGCAGGAUGGUGAGCUGAUACAGACGCUAUGCCUGGUAUGACUUUGGUGGGGGGAAUUGUUCUCAUGAGUGCUCUAUGGUUCCCCUUCUGUGAAAUUAGAAACCACAACCAGCAAUUCCACAUACCCCGCCCCAAUAUUAAUGCUUACUUCAUGGCUCCCAUGUUGUGCUACUCAGGAGCAGGGAUUUUUAGAGGCCAGGCCUGUGGUGACACAACUGACCUUUUAAUCCACUUGACUGUUUCUGAAAUGAUUGGCUUGCUUUCAUAAUAAUAUGCUUACAAAAUGAGGUACAAGAAGCAUUUUUUAAAAAUAAAUUUAAAGCUCUUCUAUCUCUGCUCAUCACACACACACACACACACACACACACACACACACAACCAAUUCCAGAGUGGAUGACAACUAAAAUUUUUAUAUAUGUACAGCAGGAAAUUGCAACCAAAUAAUAAAGCACAACAAUUAAAUUUGACAUUAAACUUCAGUCAAUGCCUGUGUAAAUAGGCAGGUCUUUUAACAGAUGCCAAAAGCUGCCAUUUGUUCUAAUUGUACCUCAGGAGUUUUAAAGCAGGGGUGCCACCACUGAAAGGUUUGAUCUUGAUUCUAACAUCGCAUUAUAUUCUAGUGCUUUGUAGUAUUUUAAACAGGCUCUUAUCCUCCUGGCAUAGGCCAUCUGAAUUGUAUAUGUUUCAGUAAAUGUGGGUUGAGUACCGGUAUAUUAUUGCAUAAGCAUGUACAAAGAGUGGGGAAAUGCAUAAUGAAAAUGUGGACUUGCAUGUGCCCAGUGUAAGCGUCAAGGGGGAAAAAUCUGUAUUUGGCCAGGGCUGUGUGAUAGAUGUAUGCUCACUUGGCGAGACCUAUCUCUGUGUUGCAUAAUAAUAUUCUAAAAUAUGGUUUGAGGUAUGCCUCAGUCUUGUGUGGAUAUUCCAUGCCAUUAUUUGUGAUCACUGCUAAAGCUGGCAGAUGCAAGAGUCAUGGAAAGUCAACUGUCAAGAAGCUUUGGAGCAGGGUCAGCCUCCAAUCUGUGCAGUUUUAGGAGAAUUCAUGAGAGGGGAAGGGGAUUUGUUUGCUGCCGUGUAUUCUAUCCAGGACGGGGGCUUCUGUCAAUGAGCCUGGAGGCUUAGUCUCAUCUGACCACCGCAUUUGUAGAGCCCUUGAUCAAAGGAAGCAUUUGUGCAGGGGGCCACUACAGUCAGGACUGCUAAAAUUCCCUGGGUACCAGAACCAAAGUUCCUAGGCACCUGCGCCUUUGAGCCAUUCGGCAGCACUGGUUGUGUACAUUCAUUAGUGCUGGUCUUACGACUCAAACUAGUGCUGCAAGAGCCGCUACACUUUUGGAAUUUGUACUUGAUCUGGGGUGGCUUAGUGCCAAUUCAGAUGUAUGCACUGCUGCGGGAAGCCAUUAUUCCAAGCAUCCAAUGAGAAGGUCCAGCAUUAGGGGUACUGUAAACAUAUUUAGAAUUCAAAGGAAUUGCUGCCAACGGUUGAAUACUGUGCAUAACCAAAUGUUAAAACUCCAUAUUCCUUUGCAAAGUUGUCUAUUAUUGUCCCAAAUUGUUCUUAGAAUGAAGAAUAGGGAAUGGAAUGGGAGAGUAAAAGCAGGUCGUUUCUGUAGCUGAUCUACUACAGCAAGGAUUAUCCUCUAUUUGGAGGUGUCAGACCAGUCCUUGGAGGCAUUGAUAGGCUGGAUGUGGGCCAAUACAUUGAGGUUAUAUCCUGUAUAGCCAAGUAUGUCUUGAAGUUGCACGUCUGGGAGGUGGGGAGAUUGCCAGUCCUGGACAGGGUUGCACUUGCCUGGAAGGAACAGGUCUGCAGCAGGGGAGUGCUCCUGAGUUUAGCUGGAGACUCAGGUGUCCUUUAUAUUGAGAUGGUGGAUUUAGGAUGCUUUGAUCAGAACCACUUUAGCUACUAUGCAAGUCCUGAACAUUUUAAAUCUGUUGGCUAUAACAGCUUAUGCAGGCAGAAGAUGUGAUGUCAUUCUCACUGAUAUUAACUCUCCAAGUGUACUUUGCGAAGUUUGACAUCAUAAAGAGCUUCGGGUAGCAGCUUGAACAGUGCUUUAAAUGUAAUAUUUGUAUACUAUACAGAGUUUGAAUCGUGUAGAUUGGUAAAGGGUGUGUAGAGGAGUUUUCAUUGGUGGCCAUUCUGGAAGCUAACUUAAAAUUUACAUUUUUAUGGUUUUGAGUAGCUUGAAGCUGAAUUGCUAUUGUGUUGUAAAAGUUGGGUAUUACAGAGAUUAUGUUUUAACAGUGAAAGUUUCGAAUUGUGUUGCUACCUCCUUUUAGAUCUUCACUUUUUUAUCUGAAAGAAGGCUUUCCUCCCAUUCAUCACCAUAACAUUUUGUUUUCUAACUUACACAGCCUUAACUUUUUAAGGUCUUCCUUUUUAAAAAAGGAAAAGAGGAAUAUUCUUGAAGCUUAGUUUGCAAUGUAUUUCAGAGAAGGCUGAAAAUGUAACUAGAAUUAGGAGUUUAUAAAGUUUAUAAUCUGAAAUUAGCUGUGUUAAAUCUCUAGUAGCAAGUUCUGUAAACUAACGAGUCUUAACAUCUGUAGAACCCCUAUUGCUGAGUCAGCUUUGCCAUAUUUUCCAUAUGUCUGACAAGGUAUAGGUAGAAUUUGCAAGAUAUUUAGUCAGUGAAUUCCAUACAUUCCUCAGGCAAUAGUCAUCUCCCACUUUUGGUUCCCAGCAAUUCAAAGACAUUCCUUAUCUGAACCUGGUAGCCAUCAUGAUGUGUAGCCAUUUAUACUUGAGACUGAGGCCCACCUCCAUGCAAGUGUAUGGAGGGUAUCCUUUUUCUGGAAGCUAUCAUGAAAAAAGACUGCAGGGAGGAUUCUGUUAAUGCUCAUUUGGGGGCGUGGUAAAAAGAGUUCUGUUUUAGCAGGAGUAGCCAACAUAUAGUCCCAUGAUCAAGGAUGAUGGCUUUGUAGUCUGUAAAAUCUGGAGGGCACCAAGUUUGUGGCCACUCCUCUGGACUGCAUUGCAUGAUAUGAGGAACACAAUGAGUUCUAGAGGUCUCUUUGAUUCUGUAUAGGUCCUGUUCAAAAUGGGCCUCCAAAUAAGAUUUAAUAGGAAGGAAUCCAAUAUGGGAUGGUCUGCUCACUGGUGCAUUCUACUACCACAUGGCAGUGGGACUACAGCUGUGUUAUAUAUGUACAUAUAUAAAAACCCUUUAUUUUGUGACUUACAGGAAUGGGAAGGAAAGUCAGCGUCGUUUCUGUUUAAAAAAAUAAGCUAGUUGAAACAGCCAUUCACCAAAAUUGUUCUCCAUUCACCAAAAUUAUUUGCAGUGCAGUUCUCCAGCCAAGUAAUAUGUACAAAAAUGCAUAUUUUAGGGAACAUACAAAAAGGUGUUAUAUGGGGGGCGGGGUUUAAAGCAAAACUAGGCUUUAUUUCACCCAGGUCAAAGACCCAGUUGUCACCCCCAAAGUGCAUUUGCGCGCGUGCACACACACACACACACAGGCUGAAAGCUUCAAUGGCGCCCCUCUGGAGGCUUCACCUGGGUCAAAAAACAGCUAGCCCCCCUGUAGCUACAGCUUGGGGAGGGGUAGCUUUGCAAAGAAUGUGUGUUACAAAUUCACACUAAAAUGCUGGUGGGAAAAAAAAUAAACUGAUGUGGAAAACUGAAUUUAAGAUUGAAAUAAUGAGCAGCAAAAACAAACAGAUGUAUCCAUCCCUUAGUGACUUACCUCACCUACUUGAGUUGUCUGCUUCAGAUUAUUUGUACUUGUGACACAGCUGUCUCCGAUUGUAUUGGGUCUGUAGUGGCCCGAGAUCAUUUGUGAAUGGCAUUGCUUGGCAGCAGGAGCUUAUGGGCACAUGUAGUGACUUCUGUGGGGGUUUUCCCUGGCGGCCCCCUUCCUCCUCAGCCACUACUUUUCAAAAAAGACAAGCAUAUGCAAAGCUAUGAAGUCCACCCAGCUUAGAUGCUGCCCUGACUUGAUAUUCCCCGCUUUUGUACAGGGCUAGGGAUGUGUGCGUGCGAAUUCAGUAUUGAUAGUGCUCAGCACCACGUACACAAACAGAUUUGCGAAGUGCCCGUUUUGGUAAACUCUGGUAAUGCAGUAAAAGAAGAAGCUUAAUGUUAAGGUAUUUUUAAAACAAAACAAAACAAACCUACUUGCCAUUUAUUCUUGGUAAUAUUCAUCUGAUGUGGCAUUUUCCUCUGGCCACCAGUAUGAUCGCCUUCUGCAUAUUGUCACUGCUGUCAUGCUUGGUAGAAUUCAAAAUGGGUAGAAUUCCCAUUUCCAGGCAGCAACAUCCUUUUCCAAUGCAGGGAAGCAUGAGGUGACCCAAGCUUCUCCUUCUUUGCAUGGAAGCAAAAAUAAAACUCGGAGCAAUAGUUUAACUCCACCUCUGUGUCAGCUGCAAAAAUAAUAACAGUUGUGAAUUAAAUUUACUUUUCACAUCUUCAUAAAUACUGGUGGGAGAAUAAAUGUGAAUGCAUCUGUCUCCUCAGUAACUUUGUAAUAAGCCUUGGGAGGCAACAACAUUGGGUUGAAGUUGUACAUUUGUAUAGAUCUUAUUGCUGUUUCAAAUGAAAAAGCAGCCUUGAUGCCUCACCAUGACCUUGUCAGUCAGAACCACUUAAAAACGUGAUGUUUCUGUCUGUUCAGACUUCAGUGUCAUGCUUUAAGUUAAAGUUCUAUGAUGGAGGAACCUUUCCUGGACUUGGAAAACAACUUGUCCAUGGCACACUGAACUGUUACCUCUGUGAAGCGAGGUUCCUCAUUAAAAAAAUACCAGAUAUUUAUAGUGAAACCUGAGAAGGCUGGUUGUUAGUGUGUGAGGCAGGGAGGAUUUAGUAACCAGUACAAUCUGUGGCAUCUUAAAUUAGCUCAGCCAACUACUCCGGACGGCCGCCAGUUGCCUGCACCCGUUCCAUUCUUCCUCCCCACCCCCAUGCUACUAUAACAGUUAUGCCAAACUCCACAGCAGGAGAGGGAAGGGACAAAUAAAACCGCAUGUACUUCCCUCAUAGUGCUGCCUUGUUUAUAACUCUUCGCCCUCCUUUAGGGUUGUUGGCUCUGAAGCGAGAAAGACCAAGGAGAACCAUGUGUGUACAGUCAUACCUCGGGUUAAAUGUACUUCACGUUGAGUGUUUUCAGGUUACGCUCCACGGCGACCCGGAAGUAAUGGAGUGCUUUACUUCCGGGUUUCGCCGCAUGCGCAGACGCUCAAAAUGACGUCACGCGCAUGCGCGGAAGCGGUAAAUCAUGACACACGCAGACGCAGGUUGCGUUCGCUUCAGGAUGUGAACGGGGCUCCAGAACGGAUCCCAUUCACAUCCAGAGGUACCACUGUACUUUCAUAGAGCUGCCCUGCUUCAGAUGGAGCUAUGUAGUGAUCUAACCUGCUGAGGCAGCCUGCUGUUCUCAACAAGCCUGUCACAAAUAAGUAUGUAGUGUGCUGCUAAAGGACAUACGCGGGUUUUUGUUUGUAUAUUUAUACCCCACCUCCUCCAAGGAGGUUCAAGAUUGCAUACACCGUUCUCCCUCCCUUCAUUUAAUCCCAACAACAACAACGUUUUGAGGCAGGUUAGGUUGGGAGGCUCAGUGACUGGCUCAGUGUCGCCCAGUGAGUUUCAUGGCUGAGUUGGGGGAGGGACUUGAACUCUGGUCUUCCAAGUCCUAGUCAGACACUCUCAGUUAGGGUGGUCCAGCUUUUCAUACCAAGUGGGCUACAGUAGACACAGAACCUGUAGGCCACACAAUGCUUUGUCAUCCAGGGGGGAGUGAAGGCUAAAUUUGAUGCCCUCCCUAGACCUUUCACUUCCUUUCCAGAGGGCUUUCCUAGAGCCUUCCCAUCUCUUUCCCAAAGCUGGGAAAGUGCUAACUAGGCUUUUGGAAGGACUCUGUCAGAGCCCUCAUAUCUCCUUCCCAAUGCCCAGCACCUCGCUUACCCAGGUAGAUCACCAGUAGAUCUGUGGUAGAUCACCAGUAGAUCACUGCCCCCCCAAGAAGCUCAUCAACUUUUGCUCCCCUAAAAAAGCUUAAAAACUUUGACCUGAACUCCUAAAAACAGGGGUUUCCAUCCUAUUUGAUGCAGUACUUCUGAAUGUUCAACAUGCUUCACAUAUCUUGAUUGUUAUGGACACCCUGUAAAGUAGAUCAGCGUUACAUUGGUUAUAGGUGUAUGAGGUUGGGAGUGGCUGGCCUUGGAAAGCAGAGGGAAGAAUGGGGGACAUGCCAGCAAUUGGGAGCCAAUUUUAACAAAUCUGGGCUGGGCAACCAGUAUUGCUCCUUGUUCGUUUCCUGCCUGCUAGUCCUUAAUCAGGCAUCUCCAAACUUGGCCCUCGAGAUGUUUUUGGGACUACAACUCCCAUCAUCCCUAGCUAAUAGGACCCAGUGGUCAUGGAUGAUGGGAAUUGUAGUCCCAAAAAUCUGGAGGGCCAAGUUUGGGGAUGCCUGUCCUUAAUAUUCACUUGCUAGUUAUUCACCUCUGGAGCCAUUGGCAAUGACCAGCCAGAGCAGCAGCCUUCACCCAAGCUGCAUUGCACCAAUGCUAAAACAGUGUCAGAGUCAGCCUGAUAGUGCAUAUACCUGCCGACAGGAUCAGCACAGGUGACUAUUGAAGCAGAUGUGCACUCAGGAGGGCCAUCACUCAAUGGCGUAGUAUCUGCUAUCAUGCAGAAGAUUCCAGGUUCAGUCUCCAGCACCUCCUGUCUGAAACUCUGGAGAGCCUCUGCCAGGCAUUGCAGGCGAUACUGAGCUCUGAUUAGUCUGAUGUUGGUGCAAGGCAAUUCCCUCUGUUUCUGCACUUUGAUAGGGAACAGGGGGCCCAUCGCAGCUGCAGUUCUGGAAGUCUCAACAGCCGUGUUUCAGCGGAUCCACUGGUGUAUUUCACUUGAAGCUUUGAUAGGAUUCUGGGCCACACUGUAUGGUGUGUUCAAAGUGGGUGCCCUUGAUGGAGUAACGUCACAGACAUAAAGUGUACUAGGAAGCGGUAUGUAACACUCUCAAUCUCAUCCUCUAAAUGACGUCUCAGGGCAGGGAUUAGUGAUUACCUGGAAAAAUAAAGCAAAUUUUGCUGCUUCCCAGGUGAAGCCGAUAUUGCUUUGGCGUUACUAAUAGAGAAGUAUUUAUGCAGACAUUACUGUUUUUCCUGACACUAUGAUGUGCUGAUCAAGGUUGGAUGCUAGUCAUUAAUGGGUGGAAUCAGGGAUGUAGGCUGGAAAAAAAAUACAUUUUUCAGGGGGAAAUUUAUAACAAUGCUUCUUCAUAAACGAAUGGCUGGUUGCAGUACCAGUCAAAUCGUGCGGUUUUCACACAGGCUUGCAGAUUAUCCCUAUGUAGCACACAGGUGUUGUUUUUUAGUUGUGCUUAAAUGUAUACUAACAUACCCCAAAAGUUAUGCAUGAUGUAUCUGUUUUCUAUGCAUUUGUUUUGCUUAAAUUUUAAGCAGUGCAGGGAAGUAUAUACAUUGCUGCUGCUGCAUUUGUCUUGUGUCUUUAAAAAGAUACAUAUUAGCUUUUAGUUUGUUUGAAUAUAGCAUUUAAACCACUGUAAGUGCACUUAAUUGAUUUUUUUUUAUCACAUACUUUAGUUCAGCUCCUCUCAGCAUUUUGAACAUUUUUAUGGAUUUAUACAGUGCAUAGAUUGAACAUGGUGUACUUUAAACAAAAUUAGUAUUGGGGGUUUGGAAAACCUAUGGGUUCAGUUUUUUAAAGAGAAAAAAAUCACUGGGAAAAUCAAUCCAAAAUGGCCUAGCAUUCCAACCCUUUUGUUAUAGGUACCAUCAAACUUUUAGACACUAUGAUUGAUUCUGAUACCUUGGGAUCUGAUCAGAAAGGACUUGAGAGCCUGCAGUGUGCAGUCUCUUGCCUUUGUAAACUAAAAAGCCAGUGUUUCUGUAGGGGGGGUCAGCCUGCAACUGUAAUUGCCUUUUAAUGCCUAUGCUGGCUGAAAACCUUUGUUUUUAACUUUUUCUGUUUUUACUGUAUGGUUUUAUGCAUUUUGUUAUAAACCGCUCUUAUACUUUUCAUGAAAAAGCGGUCUAUAAUUUUUUUUAAGAAAUAAAAUGAAUGAAUAACGCAGUGUUUCAUUUCUGGAGAGCAUAUCUGCUUUACUGAAUUCAUCCUGAUCUACUUGUUCCUAGUGAACUUUCGGUUAAUGAACUUUCAGAAGAAUACCUGGGCCUAGUUCCCUUUUAUGCAUACCAUGUGUGUAUAAGGAGAUUGCUCUUGAAGUCUGAACCCUGAUGAAAACUAUCUAAAAUUGCUUGACAGCCAAGAAUGCAUUUAUUUGUUCUGGAGUUGUCCUCCAGGUAACAGCUUAACAUAUUUGUAUAUACAAAGAGCAAAUAUUAAAAUACUCAACAGGCACUGUAAAGUGAAAUGAAGUGCUAGCUCCUUUGAAAUCCAAUAGGCUCACAAUAGCCAAAUCUCUGCGUUAAGGUAGCUGGAGCAUAAAAAGAAGUUCUGAUAUGAUUUGGGGGAAACUUCAAGACUGAACAAGACACCAUAGUUUACUUAAGCAGAACAGUCCUCAGUGAAUAAACCAGGCUUUGGGUCAUAUGUCUUCAUUUUAUAAGCAUGUGUUGUGUUGUGUUGUGUUGUGUUGUGUUGUGUUGUGUUGUGUUGUGUUGUGCUUACAUGCUCUGGGAAUGCUUUUAUAUAUUCCCAGUUCGAGAAAUAUGUAACUCAGCUGUGUGCUUUUCUAGUAUAGCACAAGAUUGUUAAUGCCAGUCUUGCUGGAAAAUGCUCAUCAAAUUGAUCAGGUGUUGUAAAAUGUUUUUCUGUUUUAACAGUUGACAGUGCAUAUAUGCUUUCGGGGGGGGCAUUGUUUACUGUGCGCAGAACAUUUUUCAGUGAGUUAUGCAUGUGCUGUUGCAAUGCACAUUAUGUUGUAUGAGCACCAUGUUUUGAAGCAAACACUCUUUUGCCCCACAGAAGCAGUGGUUGCUAGAACUAAAGCUAAUAAUAUAUUUUUAGUUUUGCAAAUGGAAUUUUCUAAUAUUUUGAAUAAACUCAUACAGUAUUCAGCUACGCUUGCCAACAAAAAGAUAUUCUAAAUGUUAGCCUCUUAAAUGUUCAGCCUUAAAUUAAAAGUGUUUAAAUAGUUUUCCUAAAUCAACCUUCCUCCCCCGCACCCCAGAAAUAAAAAUGUUGGAAUCCACUCUAUUAUAUUGUUGCACAGAGACAUGUGCGCACCUGCUAUUUUCAACAGAGUCAAAGCAUGAAAAAUUGGGGCUCAUGUCUAUCCACACUGUCUCCCAGUUUGAUUUUGGCUUGGACGCUAACUCUUAAACUGGUUUAUCCCCUCUGAUUCAUAACAUUCCAUCAUUAAAAUUUUUAUUGCACCAACUAAGACAAUCGUGAAUAUGUAACUCAGAUAUUACACAUGUUACAUUCUCAUAUCCGGUCAUGUUUGACUACUGAGGACACAGAAUAUGAGUGGCUUCAGACGUUGAACAAUUGAGGGAAACGGAAAGUGCAAAUGAACUUGUGCUUCCUGUUUUUAUGCUUCUGUUUUAACAUGUAAAGCAGGGGUUCAUUCAUAUCUUCCUCAUGAAAGUGCAUGUUCCCUCUUCAUUUGGAGCUCUCACUUGAUCCCAUAGGGGAAGAGGUGCUGAUUCCACUUCAGAAGUUACACAGAAUUAUGGAAAAACAGAAAGCAAAGCUGGACUCCAGACAGUCCAAAGGAACGAGGAAAGGACCAGUUACAAGUAUACUCUGAGGAGUAAUGCAAUCCGCCCAGACAUUUCUGACCCAAACCCUGGUCACUCAAUUUAUUUGAAACAAAACUUUAGCCCAAAACAUGUACUAAAUUCUACAUUUCCCUCCUUCUGUCCUCCUCCUGUAGGAAAAGAAAGUGCUUCCUUCUUCUAGGAAAGAUAGGUGCUGGUACUCACCAUGAAGUUGUUACAAUAAGUGCCACAUUUUUAAACGACAAAAAGUGGUGCCGGUACUGCGUACCCUUGAAUACCCCCUUUUUAAAAAAAGCACAGCCUAGGAUCAAGGUAAACGCAGAAACCUGAUAGAGCAGGUCUCCAUUUCUAUACGGUUGUCCCCAAACAAAUCUUCUGAGCACUUGUUACAUAAUGCCUUACUUUGCAUGGUUGCCAGCUUUGGUGUGGGGAUAGGGUUCAGUUUGGGUUCAAGGGGAGCAGGUUUAAAGUUAGACUGAGUUCCGGUUUACUGUAUCUCUGACCUAGCUUUUGAGUUCAACUUUGUGAUUACAAGAAGGAACCUAAUUCCAUGCACUCGAUCUUCUCUCUCUCUCUCUCUCUCUCUCUCUCUCUCUCUCUCUGGUUUUCUCCCUUUGCACCAGCUGGGAGGGAUUGCUGCUCGCAGGAUCUGUCCAAAUAGCACAGCAACCCAGGUGCUAAACCAGCUAUGGCCAUGUCAGCCGUGAUAUUAAUACCCCAUUCCGGGAAAGAGGCAACACAGAAGCGAUUAGGAGUUAUGGCAUUUAUUUAUUUAUAUUGCCUUCAAGCAGUAUAUAAUGAUAUCAUGCUUGGUAGUGUCUUAGAUCCUCCUUAGAAACACCUUUCACGCGAAUACCAGUGGCACCAUUGAGAUAAAUACCUUGCUUGAGGCUGCUGUCACUCAAGGAAACUGUUACGCUAAAACUCCUAGGUCCCAAUAUGUGUGAAGACUUUCUUAUGAGCAACUUUGAAAUGACUUCACGUGGAUAAUUCAUGCCGUGAAUGAAUAGUUGUGUGCAUUAAUUAUUGGCAAAACCGAAUAUUUGCAUUAUUUGUGUUUAUCUAGUGUGAAAAGGAGAGACAUGUUGUUAGAAAUUCUCCAUUAUUCUUUAUGGAACCUGCCACUUUUUAAUCCACAAUGCCCCCAAGAUGAUACUUGGUCUGGGACAUUAUGAAGGAUAGAAAAUGUAGGCCCAAUUACCAACACAAUUCCUGCAAUGGCAGCAAAAAGUAAAACAUUGGGAAGGAAGCAAGGGUUGUGCUGAUGUCACUAAUAAUGGUGAACCUCACCCCUAAGAAAUUCUAUCUGGUGAAUAUUUAGCAAAAUGAUCCCCCACAAAUUGGGUGAAGAUUUUGGGAGGCCGUAUUUGCUCAGCUUCCCUCCCACUUUUCAUUGAGAAGAGCUCAAUUAACAACAUAUAUGGGCUUCCAAUGUAGCAUAUCCUGGCCAUGACCAGCCCACCUAGACAUGGUAAAGGCAAAGGACCCCUGGACGGUUAAGUCCAGUCAAACUUGACUAUGAGAUGUGGCACUCAUCUUGCUUCAGGCUGAGGGAGCCGGCGUUUGUCCAUAGACAGUUUUCCAGGUCAUGUGGCCAGCAUAACUAAACCGCUUCUGGUGCAGUGGGACACCAUGAUGAGUGCCAGAGCGCACGGAAACGCUGUUUACCUUCCAGCCGCAGCGGUACCUAUUUAUCUACUUGCACUGGUGUUCUUUCAAACUGCUAGGUUGGCAGGAGCUGGGACAGAGCAACUCGAACUGCCAACCUUACAAUCUGCAAGCCCAAGAGGCUCAGUGGUUUGGACCACAGCGCCACCCGCAUCCCCCCCCCCCCAGCAAGGUUGAAACAAGUGGUAUGGGCUUUAUGGGAAAUUUUGAAUUGGGAAAUUUUCUGUUUCAGGUCAGAAAGUGGCUGACCUGUGGCUCUCCAGAUGUUGGUGGACAACUCCCAUAAUCUGUCACCAAUAACAUCUGGAUGGUCACAGGUUAGCCAUAAUAAUAAUAAUAAUAAUAAUAAUAAUAAUAAAUUUAAUUUAAUUUAUUUGUACCCUGCUCAUCUGACCCCAUCAAGGUAUUAUCUCCUACAUGGUUGCAGUGUUAAAUAGCUUUCCUUUAAUAGAGUCUUUUUGACCAUAUGGGACUUGGGUUUCUAACGUACAAUAAAUUUGGUUACUACACAUAUCAAUACUUAAGUGUAACUGUAAAACUUGCUUUACAGUACGUGAGAUUCUCGAUGAUUGCCUUUUGAAGCUUUCCUUGCACAAAUGACUUGUAUGUUGUUGGAAGAAGCAAAAUAACAUUUGUGAAAACAAUAGAUGCUUCUACCAAAUCAGAUUCCUGCCACGCUCAGAAUUAUAAUUUAUUUUGUUCCUCUCCAGUAAUUAAUUUGUGUUUUUGUUUCAGAGAUCGUUCACGUUAAUAAUAGAAGCCUGGGAUUGGGAUAAUGAGACAAAAGCUGGUGAGUAUAUCAUUAAAACUUUAACAUUAUGAAACAGAAAAAAGUAGGAAAAACUGCUGCCUGCCAUUUUUAAAAAGCUUGGGGUGGCCAGUUAAAUAGCAUGUGAAAUGAGGGUGUCAUUACAGAUUAAACUACAGCACUUAUGAAUGCAUCAAUAUACUUCCACUAUAACCUGGAAAUGUGUUCUCUAACACAUUUGCAAGGGGUUGGACUAGAUGACCCUUGGGGUCCCUUCCAACUCUACGAUUUUAUGACUCUUCGAUUCUAAGAGCCAGUGUUCGAAACUCCCAUUGUUCUAGGCACAUUUUACCUCAGGGAAUUUCAUUAGCUUCUGAGCUCUGGGCAGUACAGCGCCUAAGUUUUCAGAUUAAAACUGCAGAGUGGAAGGAAAGAAGGACCUUUUUCUGCCUCCCCACUUCCAGCUACUGUCUGAAGACUAGAGAAGAGACUCUCUUAAGAAUAUUGGAGGGGUGGACAGGGGAAGGACUAGACCAUAUGAAAAAUGAACAUAAUAUUUUAGCUGCAGUUCAUUCAUUUUCAGCUUUGUAUUCUUGUUAUUAAAGAAGCGCGCCUAGACAUUCCAUUGUUGCACCCAUAACCUGGGCUCUAGCUUUCAUAUCUCAGUUUCUAACACUGCGAAGAGCAGCUGUUGCUCUCAAGCUUGCAGCUUGGUGGAUAAUGAGAAUAUCAUUUUGUGUGGGGCUGAUUAUUUGCCUAAUUUUUGUAAUUGAAAGUUAUGCUGGGAAUACUGGUUGGGGCUGAAGACAAGGUGUCAGUUAACGCAUGCUUUGUUGUCUUUAGAUUUAUUCAGUCUGGCCUUUAUUGUAUAAUCAAUGUAUGAUCCCAUAAAUGCGUGGAGAAACAAAAGUAGAUUCUGAAACAUCCUUUAGGCCACUGACAGCACUUUCCCCUGGUGCUUUGGUUAUGGGCCUCACUGCAUUGGAUUCAUUAUCUGUUGGACAUAUACCUAGAGGCAUUUGGGACUCAUAACAUCUUCUGUGAAUCAACACUAGCAACACCUUCAAAUCUCUGAAAAUAGGAAAAUUGCCGAGAGGUGUUUUUCCUUAAAUUCUUCGUUGCCUGCUAAAGUUAUGGCUCAGGACAAGGAAAAUCUGGUUGAUGCAUAGGUAAAGGUAAAGGGACCCCUGACCAUUAGGUCCAGUCGGGGCCGACUCUGGGGUUGCGGCGCUCAUCUCGCUUUAUUGGCCGAGGGAGCCAGUGUACAGCUUCCGGGUCAUGUGGCCAGCAUGACUAAGCCGCUUCUGGUGAACCAGAGCAGUGCAUGGAAAUGCCGUUUACCUUCCCGCUGGAGCAGUACCUAUUUAUCUACUUGCACUUUGAUGUGCUUUCGAACUGCUAGGUUGGCAGGAGCAGGGACCGAGCAACGGGAGCUCACCUCGUCGCGAGGAUUCGAACCGCUGACCUUCUGAUCGGCAAGCCCUAGGCUCUGUGGUUUAACCCACAGUGCCACCCAUGUCCCAUAUUUAUCUAAAUGUUAAGCAGCAAAAAAAUAGCUGUUCCGGUUUGGAAACUGCCAAUCUGAUUGAUCCUGGUUCUGCAAUACUAUGGUUCACUUUACUUCAUUAGCAUUAAAUUGAAACCCCUGCCACUCCUUGGACGUUUCUGUGCUGUUUGUCGUUGACUUCUUGUACCUUGGUAAGGAUCAAAAUAGGAGAAUGCAACUCUUCUAGAAAAAUGGUGUGUCUUUCUUAGGAGUCCUGGUUUUAUACCUAAAAAACCAUGGUUAUAGCAUGCUUGCUGGUAAAGCCCGCCAGAUUUCCAAAAUUGUGUGGUAAUUCUUCUCUGCCAGCUUUUCCUUAAUUGCAUGCCAGCUUACAAGGUGUAUAUCUUGGUCAAUGUACAAUGUAAAUGGGAUUUCACCUAACAAACCCCACCAGUAUAAACCCUGCAAAAGGGCUUCCACUUACACAAUGAGGCUAUCCCGCGUGCCCUUCCUUCCAAAUUGGCUCGGGGUGGGCAUCAGGAGAACACCCAGAACAGCAGGUGGGGUGGGUAGGGUAAUAAUCAAGCUUCAAGCAUGUGCAAAAAGAAUCUUUGUAAUAGCACCACGUUGAAUUCCAUUCAAUACAUUUUUGUUAAGGCUGGCUCAGUAGUUUCUGAAAAAGUAGCAUUCAGAGAAAUGGCUUGCUGUAGACAACCUGUUGCCUCCAGUCUCUUUCAGAAUUUUGGCUUAUACUACUAAAACAGCAUACAGCUUUCCCUGUAAAACAAUGCUGAUUAAGAAAUCAUUUUUAGUGAGGGCACUUAUGUAGCAAUGGGAAACCUGCUACAUCCCAUUGAAUGGAGGUGAACAUCCCAUUGAAGACAAAGCAGUGCAUCUUUAGUUGGCUGUGCACCUGAUUUAUGACCACGGUUCUUUAUUGAGCAAGUUAUCAUAUUUGUGUGCUUGGGGUGUGAAUGAGUAACUUGUUCCUCUACUGCUGGCCUUUGGAGAACUGCAGCAAUCGCCCGCUUAAUAUCAAGAACUAACGUUAGCAAAACAACUACUGAUCCGUCAAAAGUUAGCUUGUUGUCUAUGAACAAAGCCUGUGGCUUAAUAGUCAACUUGUGGGCUUAAAACACCCCAGAAGGUGUAAGGGGGGCAAUUAAAUAAUGCCAGUUGUUCCUCACCCCCAAAGGCACGCUCCUCCAUUGUCUCCCAAGACAGACGGAUAUCAGUGAAUGUUCCUAGCCAGAGCAAAUAAGUGCUUCCUUUGUUUUCUACCAAAUUGGCACAUGCAGUUUCUGAAUCUGAGCUCUUGAAGCAAAGCUUAAGCGGUCCAAGGUGUAGGAGGCAUAGGACGCUGACAGUUGUGACGGGGGUGGGGGGUGGGGCAAGUUAUGGGCACCUGCGUCCUAGCCAAGAUUCAUUAGCAGAAGCCUGGUGGAUACCUCUAUGUGGGGAGAAGUUAAUUGCCAGUGCCUAGUCAUGUAUCAUUAGAGCCGGAAGCAGGGUGAUGGGUAGGAUGUAAGCAGAAACUAAGGGUAGCAGCAGCGUAUGCCAGGCUGUGUGUGUGUGUGUGUGUGUGUGUGUGUGUGUGAGAGAGAGAGAGAGAGAGAGAGCGCACCUCCCAGUCACCCCCGUGCAAUUCAGCACCUGCUGAUUCUCCCCCAAGGCUCCUUCUUUCCUGCCCAUUCAAGCUGCACAGGUUUCCAGUUUCAGAGCUAUGAAAUUAUGUGCAAUAAGAAAUCGCCAGGCAGGAGAAAGGGUAAGGAUUCUCCCUUAAAAUGACCAUUUACCCCUCAUUUCCUUUGAAAACCCAGUGUUUGCUCUUAACGGCUAGUUUCCCCAGUAAUGUCUAGGUGGCUGCCUACAUCUCUGUGCUCACAAACUCAUAGAAAUCCUCCCUCCAGCAAAGCACUUGUAACAAAUGAGGUUCUGGCAAACAGGAUGCUGAGUAACAUACCUAAUAAAUAUUAAAUGAAUGGGACCAUAAUGCAUAUCAGAGUACUGCACUUAAAAGCUUGAACUAUGCAGUACCUGCAGUCAUCUGGUUUCAACUUCAGGCAAGGCAGUUUCCACGCAGGCUCCUGCACCCAUCCCUUUAUUAGUUAUACAUCUGGCUACAGAUGUGAUUGGAAGUUGUUUUGUUUUUUAAAAAAUGAUAUUUAUUAAAGUUUCAGAAAAGAUUACAAAAAUAAGAAAAAAAAGAAAAAAUACAAAAUACAGAAAAAUAAAAACACUUAAAAACAAAUCAAUCUUUCCAUGUCUUGUCUUUCGUUUACUUGUUUCCCUGACCUCCUCACACCUCCCUUUUUUGUAUUCCAGUUCAAUUAGUUAAUUCAGCAAAUCCUUUCCUCUUUGUUUUUAUCUUAAUCCUUUAACUUAAUAUAUUAUAACUUUAGAUUCUCACCUGUUAACAAUCCAUUUUUACAUACUCCUUUGAAACAUUGCUGCUAAAACCACUUAACUUCAUUCCGACAUCAUACUAACAUUCAUUAAUUUUGCAGUAUUUCUGUAAAUAGUCUUUAAAUUUCUUCCAAUCUUCUUCCACCGACUCUUCUCCCUGGUCUCGGAUUCUGCCAGUCAUUUCCGCCAGUUCCAUGUAGUCCAUCACCUUCAUCUGCCAUUCUUCCAGGGUGGGUAGAUCUUGUGUCUUCCAGUACUUUGCAAUAAGAAUUCUUGCUGCUGCUGUGGCAUACAUAAAGUUAGUUCUAUCCUUCUUUGGCACCAAUUGGCCAACCAUGCCCAGGAGAAAGGCCUCUGGUUUCUUCAGAAAGGUAUAUUUAAAUACCUUUUUGACUGGAAGUUGUUUUGAACUGUUUUCAAUACCGUGCUUAGAUGAUGGUGACGCACCCUGGGAGGUUAGGGUGAAGGAUGGGUUAUUAAUAAUAAAGGUAUGAGCUGGGAUUUUGAUGAUAGCCUUAUGCGAACCUUCAAAAAAACAAGCAUGUAUGAGAAGUGCCAGCUCUACAACAAAGCCCAUCUGGAAGCACCCUUGCUGAAGGGAGUAGUACCCUAAUAUGUAUUCAGGAGGUAUAAGCAGAAGGCCUGGUGAGAACCCUGCUAAGCUGUACUGUACUGAGUAGCAACGAUGCUGCCUUUUGCCUUGCAUACAAAGGGCUAAUUCUAGCUUCCCUUCUCUGCUUGCACAGGUGCUGGGUGGGUUGAAGGGCAAAAUGCCAAUGCAACAAGAGAAGGUCAAACUGGAAUUAACCCUCCUAUACUGGAACAUGCAGGAAUCCUGCAGUUUGGAGUUGCAAGAGCAUGUCUUAGUACAGUAGAUAUUUUACAGGGUUUUAAAAAAGGGGGAAAAGCUUGCUCGCUGUAAGCCAUUGUUCUUAGAUUUUGUGUUUACUGCGUAUCUGAGAGAGCAACACAGAGACUUCCUCACUGCUGCUCCUCUGCAUUUUUGAUUUCAGGAUUCCCUUCUCUCUGACACUGUCCAAACUAGCUGCAGCUUCCUGGUUCAUGGUACAUUUUUAAGCUGGCCCUUUGUAGUGAAAAACAUGCCUCUUCUUGCAUAUGAGAGAGAAUUUCCUCUCCUCCCUUCCCCCAAACAAUCUAAAAUAGUUUGAGAUGAAAUUUGAGUUCAACUCUAGCAGAGGCUAGCUGUGUAUUCUCAAGUGGGUGUACUUCUGAGAAACUGGCUACAGGAAUGUACCAACUUAUUCAUGCCUCUGGUAUUUUCCCUUUAAUGUAAGUAAACCCCGGAGGACCGCAAACGUAAAGGCUAAACUAUAGCUGUGACAUUGUUAAGUGCAUUUAGCCCUUGCGUGCAUGCAUUUAGUUUUGUUUUAAAAGUUGGUAUGGAGGGCAGGAGGUGAACCGGAUAGAGACUGUGCUGUGUGUGUAUAAAGGGGUUAAAAAUCAAAGCAUCAUAGAACUAUAGAGUUGGAAGCAACCGGGAGGGUCAUCUAGUCCAACCCCCUGCAAUGCAGGAAUCUUUGCCCAACACUGGGCUUGAACCCAUGACCGUGAAAAUAAGAGUCUCAUGCUCCACCAACUGAGCUACCCAGCAUGUCUCAUCUGUCCUGGAGCCCUGUGCUUUGAAUUCUCAUGGGGGUGGGGGAAUCACACAAUGGUAUCAUAUUUAGUUCAGUUUAGCAGCAGCAACAUAGCAGGAUCAGGAUUGUUGAUUUGUUAAUGUUGUUGAUGAUUGUGCAAAUCACCAUUCAGAGUCAACACCUCCUGGUGCAGAGUCCUGUGAACAAGCCACAAGUUGACUUACGCUGACCAUUUUGUCCCUAUGAUAGGAGCUACUCUGUGUCAGAAUGGAUAUGCACACUUUGGAUACUGAGCUCUCUCUUUGUUUUCCAGAUGAAGAACUGUUAAUUGACAGAGUGCCAUUUGCUGGUAUGAUCAACCCAGAAGAUCGUUGGAAAGCGCUUCAGUUGAAUGGUCAUGUUGUUCAUUUUGAAGCACAAAUACGAGUUAAAUGUGAUGAAAACUACUAUGGCCCCCAGUGCAAUAAAUUUUGUGGCCCUCGUGAUGACUUUGUGGGCCACUACACAUGUGACCAAAAUGGAAAUAAAGCUUGUAUGGAAGGCUGGAUGGGUGACGAAUGUAAACAAGGUACCACACUACUCAUUCUUAAAACUGAAUAUUAUGCUCGUAUCUUAAAAUUCUUGAUUCCUUGUUCAUGACCUGAUCAUGCCAGAGAACAUUGUAUAAUAAUGUUUAAAAAGCCCAAGUUUGCGGCAUACAGAGUCAGACCAUGGAUUUCUCUAGACCAGCCUGACACCUUCCAGAUGUUUUGGACUGCAUCUCCCAUCAGUAGUGCUGGCUAUGCUGACAGAACUUGUAGUCCAAAACAUCUGGAGGAUGCCUGGUUGGCAAAGGCUGAACUAGUUUACAAUUGUCUUCUCCGAUAAUGACUCUCCAAGCUCUGGGAGGACUCAUCUGACCCUACAGUCUUAUAUCGUUUUAAACUGGAAAUGCCUGGAAUGAAACCUGGGAAGGUCUGCAUGCUCGCCGUGUGCUCUUACACUGAAUCAUGAAGCAGAGAUUAACUUUUAUGUUCAUUCAGUGUUCUCCACCAAAUCUGAAACCCCUAGAUGGGCAAAGAAUCCCGGAGUUUUGGCUGCAUGCAGUCCUCCUCUUGAGUUCUUCCCAUGCCCACCAUCGGCCUUCCUUAAGCUAUUUAUUGAAUACAGUGGUACCUUGGUACUCGAACGGCUUGGCUUCCGAACACCUAAAACCCGGAAGUGAGUGUUCCAGUUUGCGAACAUUUUUUGGAAGCCGAAGGUCCGACACAGCUUCUGCCUGAGUGCAGGAAGCUCCUGCAGCCAAUCAGAAGCCGCUCGUUGGUUUACGAACGGUUUUGGGAGUUGAACAAACUCUUGGAACGGAUUAAGUUCGAGAACCAAGGUACCGCUGUAUUUUUAUCUCACCUUUCAAUUUAAAAAAUGCUCAAGGCAGCUUGCAAGGUAACUUCACUCGCCUUGAUGUACCAAUAAUAAUCACUUUGUAUUUUUCACAUACCCUGGUUGUAGCUGGGUGUUGGGUUUUUUUAUCCAAAGACAUUCUCCUUUCAACAUAUUUCAGCCUCAGCUUUAACAACUUGAACAUGUAAACUGAUGGUCAAAUGAGAGGCUGGAUUGCUCUACAAGCUUAAUCUGAGGGGACAACCUGAAGUCUGACUGUGGUGUAGCAACUUGAGAUACUUAUGGAAUGGAUUUUUGUGUAGACAGUUCUGGUUGAUGUUUUUUUUUUAGAGCGAUGCAUAUUUUAAAAGCUGCAGAGCUUCAAUAUAUAAUAGUUCGUAGGAGUUCUUAUAUCACUGAAUAUGUAUCUUUCCAGAAUUAGAAAGUGUUCUUGGCUGUAUAAGAACAGAGAUAAAUGCCACUUUAGACAUGAAACUCUAGAGGAACAGGAAGCACAAGUGUCUUGUUGUGCUUCCUUUCCCUCUGCACUUCUUGUUGUGUCUGAAAUAGAACUUCUGCAUCUCUCCUGCCUGGAGAAAACAGCUUUCAUAUUCAGGAGAUGCUGAGAAGUAGUUAAAAUGCUUGAAAGAUGUGUUACUGAGGUUUGUUUCAUGAAGAAAAUACAGUAUUCAAAAUGAAGCCAUUUAACUAAAUUUUCUAAAGUGUUGGCAUUCACUGAUGUUUAACCCUCUUUCUUUGAUAGCUGUAUGCAAACAAGGAUGUAAUUUAGUCCAUGGGGGCUGCACUGUACCUGGGGAAUGCAAGUAAGUAUAUACGCAGAUUUGGGUUUGGGGGGUGUAUUUUCUUAAAUCUUACCUUAUGCUCUUGUGAGAAAGAUGCAGUGGCUAAGCAGACCUUCUAGAUUUGGUAUAUUGGUCUGGUUCACACACAACUCCAAGCCAUGGUUUGUUAAACAACCAUAAGAUGUUCAGCCCAUGGCUUGUUUCAUGAAUGCUUGGUUUGUUUUCCAGAUGUUCUUGCCUUGUCCCAUUGUAGCUUAAUGGAUUUCUGGCAUAUAAUGUCAGACUAAUUAAAGCUUCAAAAACAGACUAUGGCUUCAGGUUAUGGUUUUUUAGUAGUACACAGGCCAUAUUUAAGGUGCUGGACAUGAUUUGGAUGAUAAAACAAGCCAUAGUGCAAUAAACCACGGUUGGCUUUAACAUGCAAACCAGGCUAUUGACUUCUUAAGGUUGAUCUUUUUAUUUCAGAUAUGUUAUGUCCUGCUUUUUAAUUUGACCCUAGAUUUCCAAAACUGGUGCUUUAAAAAAAUGCAUAUAGCAGCAAACCCAAAGUGUGUUUUUAUUUUAUAGUCGAAAUAAUCUGAGAGGUGUGGUAAUUAUUUUGGUCUCCUUUUUCCAUUUUACCUGUUCUGGAAAGUAUGGCAGCCUGUCUCCAAGAACAGGCAAUUCUGAACCCUAUUGCUCACAUUUCUAGCAAGCAAAGUGACUGUCUCCAUGAUCAGCUGAAUGUGUGUGGCAGGAGAGCCUGGGUAUUACAGUAACAUACUGAAUUACAUUUGUUUGCUUAAAUGUGUUCAGUUACAUGGAGUUGUUAUUACUGACUGUUGGCAGCUGAAAAUGGGCUGGUGCCAUUACACUAACCGUUCAGUGUAAUGACACUAGCCUGCUUUGAGCUUCCAGCACAAAACUACAUACCUCCUUAGGGUAGUUAGUCUGAGUUGACUAAUGGCGAUUAGGAACAUGAGUGCCUUAAUCCAAGUCAUAGCACGGGUACAUCUAGCUCACUGUUGUCUAGCAGUUAGUCUGUUCUGGUUGGUAGUGACUCUUUAGGGUUACAGGUGGGUCUUUUGUGGUCCGACCAGAAGAUGCCAAGGAUAGAACAUGGACUUUCUGUACUCAAAGUAGGUGCUCAGCUACUGAAUUACAGCCUUGUACUAGCACCAUCUGUUGUCUUUGUCCAUGGAGUUUUCUUGGCAGGGAUACUGGAGUAGCUUGCCAGUUCCUACUCCAGGUGGAUCACAUUUAGUCAAAACUCUCCACUAUGACCUGUCCGUCUUGGGUGGCCCUGCACGGCAUAGCUCAUAGCUUCUCUGAGUUAUUCAAGCCCCUUUGCCAUGACAAGGCAGUGCUGGAAGAAAUAUCAACAGCCUCAGAUAUGCAGAUGACACAACCUUGAUGGGAGAAAGUGAGGAGGAAUUAAAGAACCUUUUAAUGAGGGUGAAAGAGGAGAGCACAAAAUAUGGUCUGAAGCUCAACAUCAAAAAAAGUUAAUGGCCACUGGUCCCAUUACCUCCUGGCAAAUAGAAGGGGAAGAAAUGGAGGCAGUUAGACAUUUUACUUUCUUGGGCUCCAUGAUCACUGCAGAUGGUGACAGCAGUAACGAAAUUAAAAGAUGCCUGGUUCUUGGGAGAAAAGCAAUGACAAACCUAGACAGCAUCUUAAAAAGCAGAUACAUCACCUUGCCGACAAAGGUCCAUAUAGUUAAAGCUAUGGUUUUCCCAGUAGUGAUGUAUGGAAGUGAGAGCUGGACCAUAAAGAAGGCUGAUUGCCAAAGAAUUGAUGCUUUUGAAUUAUGGUGCUGGAGGAGACUCUUGAGAGUCCCAUGGGCUGCAAGAAAAUCAAACCUAUCCAUUCUGAAGGAAAUCAGCCCUGAGUGCUCACUGGAAGGACAGAUCCUGAAGCUGAGGCUCCAAUACUUUGGUCACCUCAUGAGAAGAGAAGACUCCCUGGAAAGACCCUGGUGUUGGGAAAGAUGGAGGGCACAAGGAGAAGGGGACGGCAGAGGACGAGAUGGUUAGACCAUGUUCUCGAAGCUAUGAACAUGAAUUUGACCAAACCGCAGGAGGCAGUGGAAGACAGGAGUGCCUGGCGUGCUCUGGUCCAUGGGGUCACAAAGAGUCAGACACGACUAAACAACAACGACCAGCACCAUCAUCUGCAUGUCAGUAAAGGCUUGUCCACACUUCUUGUUCUGUGCUUUGUAGGCACAAGCCCAGGUGGUUUCCCCCUUGCCCUGCUCCUUUCUCAGGGAAAACCUGCUCUUUAGUGCUAAAUUGGAGCAAACGUCAAUCCAUAGGAAACAGGAAUUGCCAUGACAAGAGGAAAUGUGGAUAAGCCCUAACUCAAUGGCAGUGGCGGUGGUAUGUUUUGAACUGGGUGUGUGUUUACCCCUUCCUAUGAUGCAGUUGGCUUCUGAAAUUGAGAUAUGCACACACACAUCUCCACUAGUCCUUUCCUGUCUGAAAUGUUUUACCUAAAUUUUCCAGUGCAAGCAUAUGUGUAGGAGUUUGCUUUCAUUAGGCUGAUGGCCGUGGUAGUUCUUUAAAAAAGAUAAUGUGCAUCGGAUGCAGUUGUGUACUUUACAGGUCCACCAGCAGUGUGGAGUAUUUCGUAGUUUUUUUUCUUGUUUAGCCUCCACCCUAUUGAAUGCAUUAUGGCUCUUAUUUUAUGCUAGAGAUGGGGACUCUGUGGCCCUCCAGAUGUUGUUGGACUACAGCUCCCAUUGAGAUCCACCAUCAUGGCCAGUGGUCAGGCAAGAUGGGAGUUGUAGUUCAGCCACAUCUAGAGAGCUGCAGGGUCCGCCAUCCCUGUUUUAUGCUGAAGUGCCUUCUCUUCAGAAAUCCUUGGAUUCAUUCUGCUUCUGAAAUGUUUGAAUGGAACUCUGGUAUAUCCGUUCUGAUCUUUGAAUGGGGAUGUUGAAGAAUCCUGCUUAGUCAGAGCUCUUAAAUGAUUCCUAAGGGAAUAUUAUGCAGAAAAUCAACAUAUUAGAAGUUAAUUGUAUGGUGAAGAAAGCUCUUGAAUUCAUGAAUAGUGUCACACACAAACGCACGCACCAAAGUUCAAUUGUUUUUUAUGACUGCUGGCAAAAUAGUUUGGGGCUUUUCAGAGGCAAAGGGGAAUUUGUGUGACACUGUAUUUGUGGUGCCUUGGUGAUACAGAAGUUACUCUUUUAAUUCUUCAUAAUAAGGUUCGUAAUAAACAUUUUGCAGUAGCAGUUUUUAUGUAGCCAGUCACAGAACAGUCCUAUUAGUUCAGCAGUGAAUUAAAGCUGCAAUGAGCUCAGACUCCCAUUUUUCUUUCCCCUUUCUUAGUUUCAGUCAUGAUGAAGAACUGUUCUCUUUAGACAUCCUCUUAAUUUUCCCUGUCAACAUUUUAAUUUUUCAGCAGGUUCUGGGGAUGUGUAGUAAUUCCUGAACAAUUUCACAUACAGAAAUGAAAUUAAGCUGUUCUAGCUUCUAUUCAUGUUGAAUAUGACCAGACUUCCUGUUAGGCAGGAAACCUUCAAUUUAUCCUUCCUUUAUAGAUGUGACAACUAAUCAGCUUGCUGUACAUAACCUUUUGACUUGUAAACACUGUGUUCCUUUGGUUAGGCAAUCAUUUUUACUGGUACAACAUUGUAAUAGGAAGCUAGGUCUUUUCUUGCAAUAGGAUCACAUGCAGUGGCAAAAUUUGGUAGCUACCAAGGGCCCAUUGGUCCUGAUGCCUUCUCUGGAUUGGACCUUAACUUUUCCAUCCCCACCUCCAACUUUGGUUUUGUGAGUUGCCUGUGAUUUUAAAUUUCCCACAGUGCCCACAAGCUGUGCUAUGUUGGGGAACUAUGGGAAAUUUAAAAUUACAGGUGGCUCAUAGCCACCUGAUUUUAGGAAGACAAGGCACCAGCCCCCUCAAAACCUGGAGCCCCCACCCCAGAAUGUACUGUAGGAUGCAAGCUCUGCAGAUGUUUAUGUUCAAAACUAGCUGCUUCUUAAAAGUUGUGAUAUAUAUUAUGCGCUUACUGCUUUCUUGGUUAGCGUAUCAGCCACAGGGGCAGCAAUAUGUGUUUUUACUUCCUUUUGAUAAUCGAACUAGGUUGAGAAAAUGCAUUUUUGUAAAGCAGCAGCAUGUUUGGAUAACAAGAACCCUUAUUUAGCCAAAUGCAUUCUAAAUUAAAGUAAUGGCAUUAAACUGAACCAGUUCUGAUGUUAUGAAGCUAAAAAACCAGGGAGAUAGUUGUUUCCGCAUCCCCCUCCUAAUAUAUAAAUUAGCAUAGAAGUGGGCUGUUGUGGAAUAUUGUGGGAUGUGUGACAGUAUACCGAAUCUGCUGUAGUGGUGAAGUAAACUGAAAUAUUCCACUUUAAUUAUAUCCUAUCCCUUAAUUUUCAGCUGUAUUAAUGUGUAUCUUUAUCCGCAUUUCAGUUACGUAUUCCUGUGUCUAACUUUCCAUUAUUUGAGUAUGCAAAUAAUAUUAGAGACAGUGGGCUGAGGCAGAGACAAUAGCUUGGUCAAAGAUACUUAACUGAGUUUAUGGCUGACGUGAAAUUUGAAUCAAGGACUCCCUGUCCCACGGGCACAUUUGCAUAGUGGCAAUUACUUGUUUUUGAUUCUGGAACAUCAUUGUGAGGAGUAUCUUUGAAGGCAUUGAGGAGAGUGGGUGGAUGGGGAGAGAAACACAAAUUCCCAUUUCCCCAUACGUCCUCUUGCAUUAUUUACAGAUGUUGCCUUUCUGAUGUGUGGGCAGAAAAAGAGUAGCAGGUGGGAGUCUCCUGAGCAGUUUUGAAAUUCUCUGCACGUUGGUGCCAGUGCAAACUUCCCACCCUUUUCCCAUUUAACUUGUGAAGUGUCAAAAAUCUGCAAGGUUAAUAGAUAAAAAAGUGUGAAGGGUUUCUGGCAUUUGCUUUUAUAGCAAAUUUAGAUACUGACAUACACGCUGACAAAAGGGUGUAUAAGGGAAUAGGAAGGGCACCUCUAGCUUUUGUACAUUACUCCCCGUCCUUUUUUUAUCUUCACAACAGCCCUGUGAGGUAGGCCGAGCUGGGAGUUUCUAGUUCAGACACCAAAAUGGUGAAAUUGCACUUAUUUAGAUUAUUUUUGGCUUGUUAUUUAUCAGGGUUGGCAAACGUUUUUGGGAAGGGGGUGUUUUGUGGUAAAUAUCAGGACUAUGAAAUCUUACAGUUAAAGCUAGAGGGGUUGCUUUUCUAGCUUUGUGCUUGUUUGUUUUUCUUUACAUUCAUGGCAUCAUAUAUUUGUGUUUUGUUUUUCUUCCCAGUAGCUCAGGGUCUCGUACAUUACCGUAUUCUCCCCCUUUUUAUCUUUGUAACUGUCCUGCGAGAUAGACUAGGCUAAGUUAAUACAUGUACGUAAGCAGCAGUUCUUGGUGGGGAUUUGUGGAGGUCCCAAUCCGCACACAGCCUAACGGGCCUAGGAAAUCCAGUUGGCAUCCCUGAAAACAAUUCCCAUAACUCAUCUCCUGAUGUUGCAGCAUGCAAAAGUUGGUUUCUUUCGAAUUCUGGUGUUCCUGACACUACUGCUCUUGCAAGGCAUGUAGCAACUCCAGAAAAAUAGCUCCACAUGCGCAAUCAGACUGUCAUAAGACACUGGGGAUUGUCUCACAGUCCAGGUGGAAUGGGGUUCCUGGCUUAUCUUGGUGGUUUGAGCCAAGAAGUUUAGGGACACUGGGGGAAUAUGGUGUUAAAAGAGCCUCUGCCUUACUCUUUGUUCGGAAGGGCAGCAAUGGCAAGGACAAAUGAAUAGUGAGGGAGAGGCUGUUUUAGCACCCCAUUCGCUCUGAUCAAACACCAAGGUUGCAGGUUUGGUCCCUGUAUGGAACAGCUGCAUAUUCCCACAUUGCAGGGGGUUGAACUUGGUGGUCCUCAGGGUCCUUUCCAACUCUACAAUUCUUUGAUCAAGGGAGGGAAGAUGCAAAGGGAAGAGACAUUCGAUCUAGGGCUAAAAGGUAAAGGUAAAGGACCUCUGACAGUUAAGUCCAGUCGCGAACAACUCUGGGGUUGAGACGCUCAUCUCGCUUUACUGGCUGAGGGAGCCGACGUUUGUCCGCAGACAGUUUUUCUGGGUCAUGUAGCCAGCAUGACUAAGCCGCUUCUGGCGAAACCAGAGCAGCGCAUGGAAAGACCGUUUACCUUCCUGCCGGAGCGGUACCUAUUUAUCUACUUGGACUGGCGUGCUUUCGAACUGCUAGGAGCUGGGACCAAGUAACGGGAGCUCACUCCGUCGCGGGGAUUCGAACUGCCGACCUUCCAAUCGGCAAGCCCUAGACUCAGUGGUUUAAAUUCUUGAAAUGAUGCCCUAGGUCUUCAGUUCCUGGGCGUAGAAACCUCACAAGGCAUAUUUGCCUGGCUUCCCUCCUUCCAUUCACUGUGCCAGUUCAUCUUGCACCUGAAGCCUUCAGCCUCAGCAGUCAAGAACAUGCAGCCUCAUUCUCCCCUUUCAGCAGUCUCUGUGGGAGGUUGCACUUUGGGAAAACCUGUGCUUUGUUGUUUAGGUUUAUGAGGCGCCCAAUUACCAUAUAUGCCUGCCUCCCCCACCCACCCACAUUGGAGGAAAACCUUCGCAAGGAUCCCUUGCUGUUCUAGAUUGUAGUCGCAAGGACGCAUGCCACGCUAAUACAGCAGGAGCUUUUGUCGUUUAAGCACCUAGCAACCCCUGUUUACCAAAACUCUUUAAUUAUCCAAAUGAACUCGCUGUCCCUUGAAACAUGUUGAUAGUGCAGCACAAAAUCAACUAGAUCUUUACAACUUGCAUGGUAAGGGAGCAUGGAAAAUGUGGAUACUGUGUAUAGUCACAGGCUUGCUUAUUUGGUUCCUGCAGAAAUUCGGCAGUUAAACCAUAAGCCUUUUCCAUGUGCAGGUAGCUGGUUUGCAUGUAGGUAAACAAAACGAAUGUAAACGAACCUCUCUCUGGUUUGCUUUGUACUACUGGGUCUUUAGCUUUAUACUGCCACCGGGUAAGUUCCUGGUAACAAUACCUGUUUCUUAAAUGGAAAGACUGUUCCCCAAAGAAAUGAGAUUCCUCCACGACUCCUCCCACGUGGCUUCAUAAUGUUCCAUUUGCCUUCCACGUUUCAAAGCCAACUGUGCUUUGUGGGAUAGACCCAUGCAGUAUUUUCUCAUUCCAUUCAUGCAGUCAUUCAUGUAAUCAUUUCCAGUGGUGGGGGGGGGGGAGUGUUGUUGUUUAUAUACAGCCAAAGCAGCACUACCCCUGCACAAGAGGAGUGACAUUGGCAGACUUGCAGGAGGAGGAGUGUUUGGAAAUCCCAGGAGAUGCACAGAAAAAGGUUCAGGAUGAAAAGAGGGUUGUUUAAAAAAAAAAAAAAGCCAGAAAGAAAAACUUGAAGAUACAUGUUUUAGGGUGGUGGGAGGAAAAGGGAGCAAAUGAGGCGAGAAGACCUGUCUUGAAAAGUUCCUGUUCAUAGCAAAAGUUGCAUGUUAGCCAAGAGGCAGUGUGUUCAUUGGGUCUUUCGGGGAGAGGAGGCUAAAGCAGAAAGGGCAGUAGAAGACGUGAUAGGGAGAGGCAAGCAAAGAAAAGAAAAAACCCUGUAAAAUAAAGGAAGGAGGAAGGGAAGAACACGGCAGAAGCAAAAAGGAAAGGAAUUAAAUAGGAGCUACAGCAAGAAACGGAAUGACAGAUAGAGCUCCGCCCCUGGCAGAAGCGUCCAGAAUGCGCCCCCCUAGCCAUGGACAAAUUAGCUCUUCUUUCCGCCUCUCCUCUACCCCCCCCCCACCCAUUCAAUGUACCCUCUAUUUAAAACCAUUUCUUAUGAGGCAAUAAUGGAUAUUUAUAUUUAUGGACAUAUUUUUAGACAAUUUUGCGCAAACCCCCCCUUAACGCUUGCGCCCCUGAAGGUGGCCCACCUUGCCCCCCCCCCAGCUACAGCCCUGGUGACAGGUAGGGGGGAGGGAAGGAAAGCUGGAGACAGAAAUGAAAAGUUGCCUGCUUAGCAGCCAUGCACAACCUAAGCGGGCGGGAGCAAAUCCUCAUGGGACUCUCUGUGCCCCACAUGUAGCUCCACAACUGCCCUCCAUCAUUCCAUUCUUUCCAACUGCUCUUCAUGGACAGAGCAUUUCAUUGGAAGGGGUUCCAUGUCACCUUCAUUUUCUGUUUUGUGAUUGAGUUGUUGUUGUGCUCAAGCUCUUGCAGGGGGAGUGAAUAGGUUUUUUGACCAAUAAAAAAGGCAAUCUGUAAUGAACCAAGUAUUCCCGAGACCGGCAGUGCUCAAAACUGGGCCAGGGACUGCUAGUGUGUCUGCUUUCAGAUGCAGCCCAUCCCCUCGUCAUUCAGUAGCCUUUGGAUUAGACUGUCUAGCAGCGGCUCCAAGAGUAAUGGUAAUAAUAAAAUGGAAAUAGACAGGAAGUGAGUAAGAGAUGGGAGCUUCAUAAGAGCAAGAAUUGAAUGUAAAAGGGACAGCAAAUACCUGUUACCCUAUGCCAGCCUCCCAAGCUUCCGGUUUUAGUGCAAAAGGAGAAUGCAAGAAGAAAUGAGAGGAGAUGGGUAAAAAUGCUUUGAGGAGCGUGUGACGAGGAAGAAAAACAUAAAGCAGAAAGCCUUCUCUACUCAGAUUUGUAAAAUCGAUACCUCCAAAACCAAUAACUGUAUAUAGCUUGAGGAAAGCUGAACUACCUGCUACAAGAAAAAUUCCAAAAGGGAUUAAAUAGAAAACAAUGCCAGUAAUUUCCAGUUGAUUAAGCCAAUCUCUGCUUCCAUCUGCUUCCAUUUUUAUUUUUUUUUACUGCUCUGCCCUUGUACUCCUGUUUUGUGACUGGUUGGCCUAAGCCAUUUUUAGGCCUUCAAAUGAGCCCUGGGGUUUGACUAUCUUGUAACUUAUUGUAAGUAAGCAGGGACGCUGCUGUAAGCUUAAAGAGCGUUGUGAAGACAGAUUAACUUUACAGUCCUAUGCACAUGUAAGCCUCAUGGAAACUGAUGGGAUGUAUUAAGCAAUAAGUAUGGUUGGGAUUACAGCAUAUCUGACACAGUCUAUUGAAAUGCCAUCAAAGUAAAUGGAGUUUGAGCAUCAUAAUGGCAACUUGGAGAGCUUUUCAUUUUGGGCCAUUUCUGGGUCUAAAAAACGAAUCACACAUCUUGGUACAAUUAAGCUGCUCUUGGUUAUGCCUAAAACAAAUUCCACUUUGUCAGUUGUUUCUUCUGCAGUGGAGCUAUAUUUCUUUUGUAUAUGGAAGUUCUUCUGGGCAGAAGUCCUUUAUUCACCUGGGAACUGCCAGGUUGUUUUUUUAAUCCUUGUAGAGUAUGGCUAGCACAUCAUGAGAUGCGCAUUCUGACAGGGGAACACAAUAAUACUCCAGUAUUCUGUUACAUGUGGAACAAUUAGCCUGCUUUAAAUAAUAAAUGCAGUGCUCUGAAUAUGUGUAUUAUAGAUAAUUAAGCAUCAUGUUGCUAACAUUUAACAUGCACUUAUGUCUAGGUGUAAUUAUGGUUGGGAAGGGCAGUUCUGCGAUGCGUGUGUCCCCUACCCAGGCUGUGCUCAUGGGAGUUGCAACGUCCCCUGGGAAUGCAAAUGUGAAACCAACUGGGGUGGUCUGCUCUGCAACAAAGGUACUGAACUUCCAUUCAUAGUUAAAUUUUAAAUCUCAUUACUAACUAGUAACCUGAUCUCGAUUGUUUUUGCCAAGCAUGUGCUCACUACAGAGAGCAUCUGUCUUCUAACUCUCUGGUGGCACUUGCCUAUUGCAUUUAAGCAAGCAGGCAGGUUUUGCCAUUUGCAAGCUUGCCCUUGCAUGGUUUGCAUGUCACCCCAUCCCUAACCAUGGCUUAACAUGAGCACAUGGGCUCCCAGAGAAGAAAUGCAUCCACUUCGCUCCUCGCCAGUUGUUUUGCUGCAACACCAACAGUGAACUAACCCAUGAUUUGGCUUACUGUGUCAUCCAGGCCCAGCUAUGUGGUUUAGCUUUCUACAGACAAGCCACAAACUCUAACCAAGGUUGUCCCUAUGGCUUACGGCUUGUGGAUUGUCCAGAAAGCUAAACCACAAGCCAGAGUCAGGACAAAAUGCUAAGUUCAAACCAUGGCUAAUUCAGUGUAGCACAGCACCAAAACAGCCAGGAAGGAGCAAAGCAGCUGUGAUGUCCUCUUCUGGAUCCUUCAGGCUCACCCUAAGCCAUGGUUUGAUUUAGUGCAAUGUGCAAACCAGGCCAGUGUGAGUGUAAUGCAUUUAUUCCUAAGAGAUUUGCUUUAUCUUGUCUUUACGUCACAGAUGUUGGUUGAGAUGGCAAUAUACCCAGUGACUGAUAUGAAGCCAAAAUGAAUUAAAGGGGGAAGGUGGGCACAGGUGUAUGGGUGUUAAAGAUACUCUGCCUGCCUCUACCCUUCUCUUGAAAGAUCUCCACGUAGUAGUUCUGCAUCUUCUUGUGUCAAAUAACCCAACUCCACCUUCGCCUUCUGUCUAGAUUUAAACUACUGCGGAAAUCAUCACCCGUGUGUGAAUGGUGGAACCUGCAUGAAUACGGAACCAGACGAAUACAGCUGUGCUUGCCAAGAUGGUUACUCUGGAAAGAACUGUGAAAUUGGUACUGACAAACAAUUGCAUGUCUUUUUGUUGUUGUUGUUGUUGUUCAACUUUCUAUGAUGACAAGAAUGUUCCUCCAUAUACCUUUCAUGAUUAAAUGAAACAUAGCUGUUGGUGAUUUUGUCAUUAUUUGUCACCCUUGAUGACUAAUCUAAAAUAAGUUUUUUUCAGAUGGCUAAAUACCAAACCUCUGUGCAGAUUGAUAAGACUCUGGGCCCCUUUAGAUAUGAACAAGCCUUGAGGAGCUUUGUUUCCUCCUCUUGUUCCUCUCCCCCAUCCCCAGUGCUUGUUUGAAGCAAACCACAGUUUGUUGUUUCAUAUGGAUAGGCAAAAGGCUCUUGUGAAGGAAGGACAAGGCCUUCAUUACAUACUUGGAAAUAAAAGUGUUUAAACCUGGAUUUGUGUACUGAGGAUAAUUUUCUUUUCUUAUUAGCUGAGCAUGCUUGUGUAUCAAAUCCCUGUGCUAAUGGUGGAGUUUGCCACGAAAUUUCAUCAGGCUUCAAAUGCCAGUGCCCAGCAGGCUGGAGUGGACCAACGUGUGCUAUUGGUAGGUACAGCUUGGUUUCAGAUGUAUUAUGACUUGUAUGUGCACAUGAAACAAACUGAUUAUGCAAAAGCCCCUCUUAGGUGCUUGUAACUAUAGAAAAUGAAUGUUCAUUGAGUGAACUGAAAUCGCACUUCCACUUUGAUACAAUAACAGGAUUGUCACUUAGCUAAUAAAAUCUUAGUUGUAUGAGUUUGUCAGUCGAUGGAUCAAAUCUGAAUAAUAAAGCAACACAUCUGGAGGAGAACAGCUUCUACAUCUUUAGUCAUGUGUGCAUGUAUUUAUCACAGGUGGCACCAUCUUAGAAAUCGCAUUGGUUCUAUCAUAUGUGAGAAGGGCAGAGGCUACUUAAGUUGUCGGCUGCCAUUGUAGUUUUAAGAAUUUUUUUGUGGUUGUUCAGUUAUUAAUGCCUUUCUUGGUCAGUCAGAAGCUUAAUUGGUUGAUGUAGCAGAUUAAUAGUUAAUCGAGCAUUGCACAGCACCUAAUGAGUGCAAGUGCUUAAGAGCCUUGCUAACAUGCUUAUAAUCAAAAAGUUCCUGGCAAAGUAACUUUCACUUCAAGUGUUAUCUGGGGGCCGUUAUCCUUUUCCUUGUGGCCUCUGUAGCACCACAUUUAGGAUUACACAUGUAUAGGAUCGUAACAACAGAACUCUCUUGAAAGUUGAGCCAAAAAGCAAACUCUUUGAUUUCUUCAUGCCAGCAGCACAUUUGCUAGGAGGUGCAGGAGGAGAGUGGUAUAUUUUGGGAGGUGGUGGGUAGCAAAAUAAUCAGUAGUGGCAAGUUGUGUUUUUCUGUUUCUGCCGAGGGCGUGCAUCACUAUUCCUUGAUGUAAUACUUUCCUCUCAAAGGCAUAUGGUGAGGAAUUACUGAUGAGAAGGAUCAAACCUUCUUUCAGCAAGGGUUCUGUAAUAAAUUUUGUUGCUGCCAUGAGCAUGGUGGGUAUCCCAAAUGUGACUCUUGGAAGCAUAGAAGUGACAGGAACGCAGUUACGUUCUUAGCUUUUUCACAGAAUCAGGGAACACCCUGUUUCUAAACCAGGCAAGAAGAACUGCAUCGCUUUGGUGUUUAACCACUACACAAACAAGGUGCUAUAACCGGAUUAGCAGCUCCAUUUGUUCAGUUCCAGUGGAAGCAUCCAAUGGCAAGAGUGCCAAGCAUCUUGUGUUGUGCUGCUGUGUACUCUCAGGCUUCUUCAUCUUGCAGAGUUUGCUAAAACUUUUUUAUCAUUUAUAGCCAGCGUGGCAAUAGAUGUUGAAUUAAAUAGUGAACAAACCUAGGGGCAAACGGAGGGUGUAUUACAGGGGUGUCCAAACUUUUUUCAAAGAGGACCAGAUCUGAUGAAAUGAACAUGUGUGAGGGCCGACCAAAGUUCUUGACCAUUUUUAGGAUUGAAGUUGUUGAGCUUUUUAUUGGAUUUUAAUUUUACCCCAGGAAAUAACCUGCCACAGGGGCCGGAUUAAACUGACUGGAGGGCCGGAUUAGGCCCCAAAAUGGACUUUGGACAUGCCUUGAUUAACUCUUUUCCUAAAGAGUUAUGGUUAUGCCCAUUUAUCUGCAUUGAAAGCAACAUGUACGGUUGUCUCAGACCAUUCUUUUCCUCCCCAGAUAUUGAUGAGUGUGCCUCUAACCCAUGUGCUAGUGGUGGAACUUGUGUUGAUCGCAUUAAUGGGUUUGAAUGCAUAUGUCCACAGCAGUGGAUUGGGGCAACCUGCCAGCUUGGUAAGUCAAGACUGUAAGCUAUCUUUAAAAUUAGUCGCGUUCAUUAUUGUAAGUAUAUUGUUGUCAUUUUGUGCAAAUGGUUCCUUUGAUGUUUUAGCUGCUUCCGAGUCAUUUUGUAUAAAUGCUUCCUUUGAUGUUUUAGCUACUUCUGAGUUAAUCUUGUGAGAAUCAGAGUGUGUGCUGCUUUUAAAUGCCUCUGAGUGCAGGAACAGGCAAUGUUGCAUUCUGAAAAGCAUCCUUCCCUCACUUGGUGCAAACUUGAGCAACGUAUGAAAUUGUCUUCAGCAUGAUAAUAGUGGUGGACUUAACUCCUAGGGUGGCUAAAAUUAGGGCAUGCUUGCACUGUUAAGCUACUACACUUGGCUCCUGUUGCCUUGGGGUGUGUGCUUAUCGACUGCUCCCUUAUUCCUGCACGUUGCUUGACCCAAAAUAUUUUUUCCUGUACUACAUGCAUGCCUCAGGGCUAUGCAGAAGCAUUUAAGUAGUCUCUGAAGGUGUGUGGGCAGGCUAGACCUGUCCGUCAUUCCUUGGAUGCAGUCCACCCCUUGGGCGCAAUCCACCAUUAAGCACUCCCCCAACCUCGAUUGUAUUGUGCCCAAGACCCAUCAAACCACGAGGGAAGUCACAGGAAAUGGGCAAGGACAGCAGGGGAACAAGUCAAUGGAUCCAUAAGUAGAGGCUGCUGGGCCCUCGUGUUAACCAACAUGGCAGAUUUCCAGUUUCAUUCUUCCAAUCUGUUGCAUUUACUACCACUUCUAUACAAAUUCAUAGGCAUUGUCGAUGCUGGAUAUCAUUUACAUAAACUCCUACGGUAGCUGUCAUUGUUCACAGUUCCCCAAACUAGUAUUUAUUAUACUUUUGCUCAAAGACUUGGGGAGCUGGCCUCUCUUAGCUGCAUAAUCUCUCUUAGCUGCAUAACUGGAGUUUAAUAGAACCACAAAGUCUGAAGCUUAUAAUCAUUGGUGCUUGCUUUAUAGGGAAAAUUCUGCAGCAUGCAUGUUGAAAAUAUCAGCAAACAUGUGUCACCGUGACAUGUAGCUGAUAUUUUGGAGGCUCUGCUUUGGUGCAAGGGCAGUCUAUUUCUGGGUUUGUUCUUCACUCCCUGCUUUUCUUUCUCUUCUUUCACAGAUGCUAAUGAGUGUGAAGGGAAACCCUGUCUUAAUGCUCAUUCUUGCAAAAAUCUUAUUGGUGGAUAUUACUGUGACUGCAUUCCAGGAUGGAAAGGAGUAAAUUGUCACAUCAGUCAGUAUUUAAUCUUGCGUAUAUAUAUCUCUCUGACCCUAAAAGAGCUUUUAUUUAUAGAAUAUAUCAAAACAUUCCUAAUUCCUAGUUUAAGACAUCUUUAGAAAUGAUAAAGAUAUCUUUAAAGCCUUUCAAAGAACCAUGUAUGGUGACUCCCUUAGCAGAUGUUUCCUUGCAUCUAAAGCCUUAACGUUUGAGUUGUGGAAUGAACUAACUUGGGGAGUAGCUUCAGUAUUCUGGUCUUGGGAAGACUAACUUGACGUUUUUGCUUGAAUAUUGCCUGGUAUUCAAACCUUCAUCACCCAUACAGCUUGUAUUUCCUUGCCUCUGGAAGACUUCAGAUUGCUUAUUAAGAAUGAACAGACGUUGCUAACUCAUCUUCAGUCUAUUCAUUGCAAUUGAGUUCCAGUCUUUUUUAUUUUUAAUCUCAUUUGUAUUUUAUCCCUAGAUAUUAAUGAUUGUCAUGGGCAGUGUCAAAAUGGAGGAACUUGUAAGGUAAGAUUAAAUGCAUUUGUUUUGUUUUCUUGUUUUGAGGUGCUCUGGAGCUGCUGCUCCUUAAAAUUCAACCUAUGGCCCAGUUCACAUGUUAACGCUAAUCCAGGCUUCCUCAACUUCGGCCCUCCAGAUGUUUUUGGCUUACAACUCCCAUGAUCACUAGCUAGCAGGACCCAGUGGUCAGGGAAGAUGGGAAUUGUAGUCUCAAAACAUCUGGAGGGCCAAGGUUGAGGAAGCAUGCGCUAAGCCAUAUGAAGGUUUAGUUAUAUGCUGGAAGUCGAUCAAAGUGACUGGGGCAACCAAGUCAGAUGGGUGGGGUGCAAAUAAUAAAAAUAUUACUAUUAUUACUACUGUGAAUGAGCAGGUGUGCUGGCUCCUGGAAAGAAAAUUGCAACAGCUUUGCUUCUCCAAUUCUGCUGCUGUGCUGAGUGAAGCCAUGGUUUGGUCUGAAGUGUUGCCUUAACCCAGAUUCCUGGUUUCACUCCCCCAGACAAACCACAAGCUAUAACCAAGGUUUAUCCUAUGGGCUUACAGUUCAUGGUUUGCAUGAGAGAUUUAAGCCAUGAGCCUGGGUUCACACUAAGACAGGCAUGGCCAAACUUGGCCCUCCAGCUGUUUUGGGACUACAACUCCCAUCAUCCCUAGCUAUCAGGACCAGUGGUCAGGGAUGAUGGGAACUGUAGUCCAAAAAAACAGCUGGAGGGCCAAGUUUGGCCAUGCCUGCACUAAGACAACCCAUAGUUUCCACUCAGUGCAGCAGCAGAACAACUGGAGGAGGAGUUAAGUGACCAUGAUCUCCCCUCUGGAAGCCCACACGUUGGCUCAUCUUUGCCAAGCCAUAGUUUAGCUUAGCUCCACAUCUGAAUGAGGCAGAGCAGGUAACACUGGUUGUCAGACUUGGAACUGCCCCUCACCCUCCAGGGGUUGUUUCCCUGUAAUUCCCCACUCUCCUCUUCUCCCCACCCUAACAGCUCCUCAGGAACAGUUUGAGUGUUUGGGAGGUCUGCAAUAUAUUUGAGCUGUUUUUCUUCUGGCAGCAUUUAGCCUUGCAUUGAUUAUCACAAUAUAUUUUAAGUUGGUUGUGCAUUGCUAGUUUAAAGAGUAAAUCAAGCCAGCCUACACAAAACCAUAUUUGAGGGCAGUGACGUGGGUUUUCUGGAAAAUUUGGAUAAUUUGCAUGAGAAUUUUUUCAGAUGCCAAGCUUGUUUUAUAUCAUAAUUUGCAGUUAGCAUCCAUUCGUUGUUGCUAAAGAACUUGCAAAAUGAGGAAAAAUUCCAUCCCGCAUUACUGAGGAGGACCUUGUAUCAUGCUGCUUGUUGUUCUUCACAUCCCAUACACGCAUCUUUCUUUUUUGGGAAGUUGGAAAUUAUGCUGAUGAAGGGAUAAAAGCCACAAACAAUCUAAAUAAAUGGGAUACGAUGUAGCCAACCUGAGUGCUUUUGAAGCACAAUUGAUUUCAGUAGGAGCAAUUCAUAUCCCUUCCAUUGGAAUCAAACGGACAAAUGUCUAAAUUUGGUGGAUUGUACCUGAGUAGUUGUUGAACCGUAUGUGCCUACUAUUUUGGUGCAGGCUUGUUUCUUUCAAGAGCAGUUGGGUAGAACUCUGUCCACACUCACCCCUUCCCUUUCUGUUAAAAAAAAAGAAAGACUGUUGACUUUAUGGUACUAAGAUUAGGUAGGAAUGCUGCUGUUAAAUGAUUCUUAGAAUAAUCAUGAACAUUUGAAGUACGGUCUACAUGUUAGCAUUUUGAAUGGCAAACGGGAAGAACUGUUCCUCUGAAACGUUCAUAGGAUGGCUUUGGAGCCAACUGAUUAAGUUAGUAGUACUAGGUGGCAUUUGUCCAAGAAUUCUAAAAAUUCAAACAUGAAACUGCUGAGCUACUUACUCUGGUAUGUUUCUCUGUGUCAUCAGUCUCUGUACUACAGGGUUGGAAAGCAACUUUCUUUCUUUCUUUUAAAAAGGUUCUAGGAAUUUAUCCUGGAAUAGUAAACAUGAUUUUAAAACUUAGCUUUUUCACUUUUAACCAGAAUAGCUGUGCUAGGGGGUUUAAAGUGAGCAUAGGUUUGGUAAAAGAAAACACCUUAUGUGAUUUGCAUGGAUAACCAAUUUGGAUAUGUAAUGAAUGUAGCCAUUUCAUAGGUGCAGUUUUUUGGAUGCACUGCAAGCUGCCUUCUCCUGAGAACAGAGUUAUAAAAAAUGAAAGCUAGCAGCGGCUCAUCAGUUUGUUAAAAGGCAAGAGGUAGAAUGUAGGCCUAUAAACAGUCACUUUUCACAGUGUGGAGACGUGAACAUCCAGCAGGCUCAAAGGAAGCAGGUAGCCCCCAUGGGUCUAGAUUAAAUCUCUAUUGGAGAAUAGCCUCUACCAAAGGCAAAAGGGAGAAACGUGCUAAGAGGAAGGUAUAUUUGGCAAACCUUCACCUUGAUCAACUCCCUCCCGGAAACCUAUGUCCCUACUGUGGAAGGAUGUGCGGAUCCAGAAUUGGCCUCCACAGUCACUUGAAGACUCAUAGUUAGCACCAUAUUCAUGGAAGACAAUUUUACUUGGCUAUGAGUAAUCACCAAAGAGAAAGAAAGAGAUUAAAAGCUGUGGGAGAAUGGGCUUAGGAGCCGCUCGUUCUGUACUAAAGCAUAACUUUGUUGUUAAUCCAGAAGAAUCUUGCCUCUCUUGUUAAAAAAAAUAAUGAAAUGAAAAUUUGUGGUUCUGAGAUUCUAGUUUGAUUUUAUUUGAAGAAAAUGAUACGAAAGUCUGUUCCCAGUACCUUCUGACAUAAGUGCUCUCCUUUCGAUCUUUCAUUUCCCGUAGGAUGUCGUGAAUGGUUACCACUGCAUGUGCCCCCCUGGUUUCAUAGGAAAGAACUGCGAAACAGAAGUUGAUGAAUGCAUGAGCAACCCAUGUCAAAAUGCAGGGCGUUGUGAGAACUUGGUGAAUGGAUUCCGCUGUCUCUGUCCUCAAGGCUUCUCAGGAGAUCUCUGUGAGGUGAAGGAUCCCUUGGCCUUCUUAAUAGCUUUGAUGGAUUGAAUUCUGGAAAGAGUCCUGUUAUAAUUUAAGCCCGAGCAACCCAUGGCUGUGUAAUUAGAUAAUUGCCACUCAGCUGUUCACUUUACUGUCCCAUGUAAACAGACAAACUUCUGCAGUAAAAUCUCAGUAGCUAAGGUCAUAAUAUAUUUGGAAUAAGCAUCUAUUAGUUACUGAAAAUAUCAAUGUGAUGAUUUUUUUAUAGGGGUCUGAUUUUUACACUAUGUGCCUGCCACAUUCAUAAAUGCUAAACUUUCAUAUGGGCUAGAAAUCAGAUUCCAAAUUUAACGUGGCCAAUUUGUGUGCAUUCAUACUGCUGUGUGAAUUUUCUAAUGUGUUUGGACAAGUAUAUUCUAUUGUGAUACGUUCCAGAGAUAAAUAGUGUAGCUUAUCAUAUCCUGGGGGAAUAACUAACUGCUCCAUGUCUGGGUUUCGCUGCAGGAAAAUAAAUUUUUCAUUAAAAGGAUACAAAUGCCCUUGCAAUAUUCCCCACUAGGGAGUGUUGAAUUUCCCCUCUUUUAUAUUCCGAAAAUGAUAUGUGAUAGUUCUGAGAAAGAUAGUUCUAAAUCAAGAGUAGGUCAGGGACAACUUCCGCUGUCUGCAAAAGGACUUUUCAGGUGGACAUAGAAUAAUAGAAUUGUAUAUUUCAUUGAAAGUUUUCGUCCAAAUUUCAAAUCUAGGAACUUUUAUCAGAUAGGUGCCAUGCUUUUUCUAUGUCUGCCUUGCUGACAGGUAGAUAGUGCUUAAAGUAAAUGCAGUUGGUACAAGAAUACUGUAUUAAGAUUAAUAAUUUCCUUAAAAGGAUUUGUCUUUGUAAAUGCUUACAUGGCGCAAGGCUUGUUUAAGUUUGUCCCUUUUCAUCACCAUAAUAGUAACAAAUCAGCUUUAAACCACCUUGCUUAAAUGUACACACAGAAUUAGAAGAGCGAGCCUUUUUUCUCUCCCUACAAUCUGAAUCCCCUGCUAAAUUCUCCCAACAGCUGUGUCGGCACAUGCUUUUCAAACAUUUUCCCAUCUUGCAGAGAAGAUGCCAGCCCAGGGGAAAAAAAUUGUUGGGAGAUUCUCUGAAAAUGAUACAUGUAAUCCCUAUCUGUAUAUUGCAUUUUGCAUAAUAUUGGGGGGGGGGAGAGAAGUCAAUCUUAACGUAGCAAUACACCCUCUCGUCUUAGCAAAAGUGACACUCCGUAAUUUAUGCUUCUGGUGUAAACAAAAACUUGAUUUGGACUGGAAAAUGCUUUUGUUACUGGAAAGCUACAGCCCUUAUAAGUGUGUGCAACCAAUUUGUAAAGACUGAAGUAACUGCAACAAUUUUAACAUGCAACGUUAUGUGUUGGCAUACUUUAGGAAUGUUAACCCGUGUUGUCUUAAACCUUUUGCAGCUUGAUAUUGAUCUCUGCAAGCCUAGCCCUUGCCAGAAUGGAGCUAAAUGUUAUGAUCUGCGAGAAGACUAUUAUUGUGCUUGCUCCGAUGACUAUGAUGGAAAGAACUGCUCUCACCUUAAGGAUCACUGCAAAAAUAAUUCGUGUAAAGGUAUAUUUGUCCUGUAAACCUGUUUACUUGGUAGUAGCUAAGUAUCUACCGUAGAAGCCAUAUAAAAAUGGACAUCUUGCAGGAAAGGUGGCCGUUGGUUAAAUUGCUUUUUUUCUUAAUUGUGACAAGUCUUGCAAGCUUAAAAAUGUAAAAGCAAGCAAUACAGUUUGCUUUUAGCAGUAAAACUAAAACUCUAGGAAGGAAAAUAGAACAAGGUACAAAAACUAGAAUGUGCCAUCCUUCCUAUGGAAAAUUAAAUGAAAGGGGGGAAACAUUGCCUUCUUUUAAUGUACCCUUUUAGGCCCAGCUCUCAAAUCUGCUUGUGAAUGAAGUUUCUUAGAGCAUUCUAAAUAUGCCUACUAAAUAUUAGGAAGACUUAAUGAAAUGCUGUGCGCUGCAGGUGAAAAAGCUGCAUUGGAAGGUGGACUGUAUCCAGGAUUUGUUUUCUUUUACUUAAAAGCCAUAUGUCUUGUUCUUAGUAAUAGACAGCUGUACAAUAGAGGUCUUCACAAAUGCUACCCGGAAAGGCGUCCGAUUAAUUUCCUCCAGUGUAUGUGGACCCCAUGGACAAUGUGUCAGUCAACCAGGAGGCAAUUUUACUUGUGCCUGCGAGAAAGGCUUUACUGGAACAUACUGUCAUGAAAGUAAGUGGCAGCGGAAAAAAAUAUUUUAUUAAAAACUAAGCUGGUAUGUACGUUGUUGCUGUUGCUGCUGCUGUUAUUUCGAUUUAUAUGCCACCCUUUAUCAAAAGAUCUCAGGGCGGUGUACAGCAUUAGAAACACAUUUGUUUUGAAACGAUUUAGAGUGAGAGCUUAGGCUCCUAAUGGGAUUUAAAGGAUUUCAUUCCUAGGUCAUUGGUUCAGGAUUCAAAGCUUGAUCAUGGCAGACCAUUUCUAUUAACAGGAAAAAGGCAGGUGUCAUACCACGGACAAACAUCAUUGUAGUGCAAAUAUUAAAUGGCAGCUACUUCCUCCUGAAUUCUUGAAGACUGAUUGGAUAAUUAGUCAAACGCCAUGGUUCUGUGGUUGUUUCUGUUUCUUUAAAACAUGCUGGGUACCAUUUCAGCAGUUAACAGCAAAACAAUCGCCUGUUACAUUCACACAGAAGGCAUCUUGUAGUCAAACAUUGGUUCUAUUUGGCCACCACCCUCAAAAAGUGUAUUAGUGGGUUAAACCACAGAGCCUAGGACUUGCUGAUCAGAAGGUCGGUGGUUCGAAUCCCUGCAAUGGGGUGAGCUCCCGUUGCUCGAUCCCUGCUCCUGCCAACCUAGCAGUUUGAAAGCACAUCAAAGUGCAAGUAGAUAAAUAGGUACCGCUCCGGCGGGAAGGUAAACGGUGUUUCCGUGCGCGGCUCUGGUUCGCCAGAAGCGGCUUAGUCAUGCUGGCCACGUGACCCGGAAGCUGUACGCCGGCUCCCUCGGCCAAUAAAGCAAGAUGAGUGCCGCAACCCCAGGACUGGACCUAAUGGUCAGGGGUCCCUUUACCUUAGAUCAGAAUCUACAGGAAGAUCUUGGGGAGAUUUGUAGUAGACUAGCAAGGGUUUCCAGCUUUCAAAUGUUUUAAAAUAGCAACUCCCCCAAAACCAGCUGAAACAAAAUUUGGAGAGGACUGGAGUUUUGUGUGGCAGAACUUGGAGGUUAGUUCUGGCAUUGAAUAAAUUCUGGACUGAGCAUGUGCGCAGAAGCAUCCUUUUCCUUUGUGUUCUUUGUUCCCUGAUCCACAACUUCACACCUUUCUCCAGUUGAGCUCCUGGUACCUAAAAAUUAUUCCCAUCUCUGUUCUACAAGCUGACACACCUUUUCCAGCUGGAACAAUCAUGACUUUCCUCAAUAGAUGAACACUCUUGUGGUGGCUUGUCACACCAAAUAAAAUGGUUCCAGUGGUGAUUGUGCAUUGUCUUCCUUAGAUAUCAAUGACUGCCUUGGAAAUCCAUGCAAAAAUGGUGGGACCUGCAUAGAUGAAGUUAAUGAUUUCAGGUGCUUCUGCCAGACAGGCUGGGAAGGAAAACUGUGCGAUAUAAGUGAGUACAACAAAAUGUUUAAAUAGCAGAAGUAGUCAUGAGUAGGGAUGAGGCAGAAUUUUGUUUUGGUUCACAUUUUAAUGCAAAUCUACUUAAUUCACAUGUCCUAAAAAUGCAAGCUGGAGUACAGCUGUCCCUCAGAAUUCACACUUCUCCACAUUUUACACACUGCAAUUCUGCAAUCAGAUAAUCUGUGCAAAAACUCAUAGUUUAGGGUAGGUACCUAAAAUGCAGUUUACUACAAACAAGUGGUGUGUAAAUUUUGUUAAUUGUAAAAAAAUAAAUUUAAAAAAUAUGUGGGUGAAAAUAACAAAAAUGCAUUAGGAUUAAUUGCUUGCAAAAUGUGUAUAUCAGGGAACAUUAAAUAUAAUGCUGAUGAAUGUUGACUGGAGAACUGAAUUUAAGAUUGGAAAAGUGAGAAACCUUGAGAAGCUAAAACUGUUAACCUUGUCCAUGCCUAGCCAGGAGACUGACCCUUACCUGCAGCCCAAGUUUUACUCAGAAGUUUCCUGGAGCUUAUUUCAGGAAAAUAAAUUUAAGAUUAUAGCCUUAAACUCAGGUAAACUUGUUUUUCAUCUGACCAAGAGUUCCAGAGUGCAUGCCUAAUUUAAAAUCACACACACCCCUACAGAAAGAGGAAAAUGGCUCUACUUAUCCAGACUAUUUUUCUUAAGAAGAGUUUGUCUCUGUGAUCUUGUUUGAUAGCUCUCAAAAUAGAAAAGGUUAAUUCAGAGAAAACAUCUCCUAAGUGCUAACAGUACCAUUUGUAUCUUUCUAAAUAUGAACUGUCCUUUAUAUCAGAAUGAUUUGAUUUCUGUUAAUUAAACAAUAUGUUAUGACACCGUAAUUCAUUCUGGAGCAUAUAAAAUAAUUACCAUUUGAGCAGAAGCCUGGGACCUAAUUUUUACUGUUCCACUUUAAACACUAUAAAGUGUUGUGUCUAGACCAAACUGAUCAGAUUCUUUAUGGAUGUGAGUACAUGAAGAAGCUCCUUUAUACCGAAUCAGAUUACUAAUCCGGGUUGCCCAGUGUUGGCUGCUGACUGGCAUUGCCUGUCUACUGUGUCGGGCAGAGUUUCCUUUUCCAGCUCUACAGCAUGAGAUGCUUUAACUGGAAAGGGCAGGGGUUCUGGAUGUGAAGCAAACACUUGUCUUACUGAUCUGUGGUCCUCCCAUAGAAUUAGCAGGGUUGGGAAAAGGGGGUGAUGUAAGGUGCUGAGAUUUCAAACAGUGGUUUGAUUCAAAAGACUUUCUGGUUUGGUGCCCAGGAGUCAAAAGAGCCUAGUCUAUGGUUUAAAGUAGGAUUUGCCUUCUGAUUAAAAUAUAGUACUAUAUAAAUACUGAGAGUCUUAAUCUCAGGGUUGUGGGUUUGAGCCCCAAGUUGGGCAAGUGAUUCCUGGAUUGCAGGGGUUUGGGCUAGAUGACCCUCCCUUCCAACUCUGCAGUUCUGUGAUUCUAUUAAUCUCAUCUUGGCUUCUUAGGUCAUUUAAUACUGAAAACAGUGUCUAAUUGCUCCUGCACAAGCCAUGUUACUGAGAUAGACAUCUCUCUUUUGGUAUUCUUUUCAAAAAUUAAUUUCUGCCUCUUUUGCUAAAGUACUUCUUCCUUGGAAUUUUUUAGAUUUCAAUGACUGCUUGCCAAAUCCAUGUCACAAUGGAGGCCGAUGCAUUGAUUUAGAGAAUGACUUCUAUUGUGAAUGUACAAGUGGCUGGAAAGGCAAAACAUGCCAUUCAAGUAAGUGUGCUUUAGAUGGUAUAGUUCAGCUCAAACCCAGAAGUUAAAAGAGGAAAGUAUUGUAAAGUAACUGAAGUAGCUUUGAAGGGACUCUAAAGAACUGCAGAAAGGGAUUUGAUGAAGAGAGUCAUGUACAAACAAGUCCAAUCACUGUCUGCUUUUCCCCAAAUGAAACCACUAAGGUUUUUUUUAAAAAAAAAUUGGCACACUAUAUUGAAGCUGAAGAAAGAAAGUUUGGAAUCCUGUCAUAUCAAAAUGAAAACUGCAGCUCUGCCCAAUGCUUGUGGCAUAAUUUUAUGAAAUUAAAACUAAUUUCAAACUGUCUUUUGGAGCAAUUAUUUCCAUGGAUGAGUGAAUCAUUUAUAUACAUAUCUACUCAUUUAGGUUUGUUAGCCCCAUGCCAUCCUGAAACCCCCUGAGUUCUAGUGCAUAAAACAAACACCCCAAAGAAUAAGCUAUAAACAUUUUUGCUUGUACGAUUCCAUAGUAGUGUAUCUGGCUCUAACAAAACAUUCAUCUCUGGUUCCUAAAGCAAAAAAAAAAAAAAAAAAAAAAAACCUUAGACAUGCGAUUAGCUGCUUAAAUUUGUUUUCAUGGAUUUUUAGGUGAGUACCAGUGUGACGCGAAUACUUGCACAAAUGGAGGAACGUGUUACGACGACGGGGAUACUUUUCGGUGCUCUUGUCCUCCGGAAUGGAAAGGAAGCACUUGCAACAUUGGUAAGUGCUUAAUCUGCUCAGUAAUAUAUUCAGAUUGGAUGUACGUCUGCUUUGCUCAGGAAGCUAACUAUAAACAGCCUGUGCUUUUUUCCCCCCUUCCCCAAUCUCAUUAGUGAUCAGGGGAAAACAUGGUUAGAACAUAAUAGUAAACAGGAACCCUUUACUAGUCUUGCUUUUGCUUAGCGAGCUCUCUUCCGUCACAAAAAUUACAGGCAGUUUUGACUAUAACUGCACAGGAGAAGAAGUAGAAGUGGCCUUCUUCAAGUUGGCUACCCUAGAACCAUUUUGAAGCCAGAGCUGUGGGAGGAACCGUCAUUUCUCUGAACAGAUAUGGGUAAAAAUAUAUUUUGGCAACAUCAAGCUAUCGUUGACACAUUUAGAAUACAGUGGUACCCCGGUUUAUGAACUUAAUCCGUUCCUGAAGUCCGUUCUUAAACCGAAGUCGUUCUUAAACUGAGGUGCGCUUUCCCUAAUGAGGCCUCCCGCCGCUGGUGCCCUUUCACCGUUCGGCUUCCGUUUGUAGACCGAGGUAAAGUUCACUAACUGGAACACUACUUCCGGUUUUGCGGAGUUCGUAAACCGAAUAGUUUGUAAACAGGGCUGUUCUUAAACCGAGGUACCACAGUAUAUAAGGUUGCAGGUUCAAUGCCUAUAAGGGAUCACUACAUAUUCUUCCAUUGCAGGGGAUUGGACUGAAACAUGGCACACACAUGGAGUCAGAAGUGUGGUUUGUUGGUGCCAAGGGGGGCAGUGCCCGGACUACAGAAUUCUCCCUGAGGGAGGCUCGCCUGCCUUUUUUUGAUGCUGGCUUUUAAAUAACCUACAAAAGCUCAUUUCAUUUUGGCAGGCUUUUGCUGACAAUUGUAGUGUUAGGUUAUUGACUAUUGUAUCGAUGUAACCAGCAUUGGGGUUUAAAAACUAAAAGGUGGGAUUAAAAUACGUUUCAUAAGACUGAUGCAGUACUAGGACUUUUGGCUGAAUGCUUUCAUAUUUUUAAUUUCCUAUUUUUUUUUGUUUUUAACAUUAAAGCUAAGAACAGCAGCUGCCUUCCUAACCCUUGUUUAAAUGGUGGAACCUGCGUUGGCAGUGGAGAUUCCUUUUCUUGCAUUUGUAAAGAAGGUUGGGAAGGACGUACGUGCACACAGAGUAAGUGUUUUCCUCUUUUGUGUCAAGACUGACACUUCUAAUGGCUGUAGAUUAUUCCGAUUUGGGCCCAAUUCCCAAUGGUUUCACUCACAAGGAUCCUGGAAACAUGCAAGCCUACUCACCACAACAAGGUGGCGAUCCGGCGAGUGAGUGGCUUUUACAGAUAAAGCCCUAAAUGGACUGUGGUAUCUCAAGGACCUCACCCCCCCCAAUUGACCAACCUGGACCCUGCAAUAAUCAUCUGAGGCCCUUCUUUGUGUACUUCCUCUAUGAGAGGUCCGGAGGAUGACAACAUGAGAACCGGCCUUUUCUGUGGUGGCUCCACGUUUGUGGAAUGCUCUCCCCAGGGAGGCUUGCCUGGUAGCUUUCGUACAUAUUUUUAGGCACCAAGCGAAAGCAUUUCUCUAUAACCCGGCCUUGGGCAGGUUCUCUGACCUUUUAAAAGUGGGGUUUUUGGGGGGAGGGGGUUAUUUGGUUUGUUUGUGUUUUUGUUUUGUUAUGUAUUUUGUGUUCUUACUUUGUAUUUUUAUGUUGUGAACUGCCCUGUGAUCUUUGAAUGAAGGGCAGUAUACUAAUAAUAAUACUAAUAAUAAUACUACUACUAAUAAUAAUAUAGUAAUAAUACCUCUUGUUCAAAAUAUCCAGAAAGCUCAUUAUUUCUUACGAUUGGGAGUCCUGCAUAUCACUAGCUUUUGAGACGGAACUAUAUAAAUCAUGUCGGAAUAUUUUCCUUAGUACUACCUUGGGAGAUUUUAACUAGCAUGCCAAUAUGCUGAUUUGCUUAGGUGUGGCACAGUUUGAGUUUGUGGCUCAAGUCGGAACAUGCACAAAAUGUUAUACCUAGUCAAAAACUUCAACCCUGCAUUGAAAUUACAUUUAAUUGCCUCUGUCUUGGUUAAGUUGUUAGCCCUCGCCACUGUUUAUGGUGCAUGGAGCUACCAUUUAUUUAUGCCUAAAACAGCUGGCUAGGAGAGGGAGGGAAGCUGUUCUGGUAGUGGCUCCAUGUGAGGGAGCAAUCUGUGAUACCUGGAAAUGACUUCUUGCUGUUCUUCAUUCAGCAACUAUUCUAGAGCUAUUUAAACUAUUGCCUUACGCACUUUGCAAGUUGAUUAGAUAGGAGAGGAAGUUUCCUCAACACACUUCAAUCUGGAAUUUAGCUGCGUAGUCGAAAGGUCAGUGGGAGGUGGAAUCUAGUUGAAAGCAAGGAAAUCCUUAAUUCAAAUAUUGUCUUGUGUUAAGUGGUCAUUACACAAAUUACAAGCCCAAAGUUCUAAAUAUGGGAUCUAGCCCAGAUUACUUCUACAAGGUGUGGUUUACAUACAUAGCCUUAUAUAGUGGGAAAUGACAUAAAAGCUGGUACUUGCUCAGCAUAUAUUGAGAAAUGAAUUCAGAGGUCCCAUGCCUCCUCUUAAAAAUACAUUUGUUUUCCCUCAUUAUAUUUUGAUGGACCUUACAAUACAAUUCUCCUAUAUUGCUGAUAGCCACAUUUAAGAGUUGAAGUGGUGCCUUUACUGUCUAAAAUGUGUCAUUUUUGAGGUUGGUAACUGAUGUUUGUGUGCCACCUAUACCUGCAACAGUCAUGUGACAUUUCCAUAGCGCUGUCAUGUGAUGAGAGCACAUGUAAUGACAUUGGUCACACACAACAGAAAACCGUGGUUUAGUGGUACUCAGCAAGCUUCUAGGAGCCCAAGCAAAACCUUGGAGUUGCGUGCUCUCCCAUUUUCCUCCUGUACAGUCCAUCUUCUCCUUCUACAUAUGAGAGGAAGACUUCUGAGUUUAGUUUUACUUUUAACAAUUCACUGUUUAACAUUUUUAAUGUGUGAAGUUUUAUUCUGUUUUUAAUGUUCUGUUGAAAGCCGCCCAGAGUAGCUGGGGAAACCCAGCCAGAUGGGCAGGGUAGAAAUAAAUUAUUAUUGUUGUUGUUGUUGUUGUUGUUGUUGUUUAUUACAGACCAGGGAUUCUGUUUUAAAACUCUAUAGUUUCUAAAUGAGCCAAUAAAUUAAUAUGGGUGGCAUGUAAGAAAACUGUGUGUACAUAGACCUGCUAGAUCAAGGUGCAGUUUUUAUACUGUGUACAUAAUUCAGUGCACUGAUUCAGUUUAAUUUUCUUUGUUCAGAUAUUAACGACUGUAAUCCACAUCCAUGGUAAGUACUCAUGAUCAUUCUUUUUUCAAAAUGUCCUAGUACAAUGGCUGAAUGUGAACAAUUCUGUUAAUCAAGGCUACUUAAGCCCUAUACUCUAACUAUUGUGCUGGUCUUUCCAAUGAACUUCCUGUAUUUCUUUGCUAACUGGCAGCUCUGCCAAUACGUAUGCUCCUAUGGAGCCUGGUUUCUGCUCCGUAGUGGUAAUAUGAGAUUUGUAGUUUGAAAAGUUCUAUGAAAUUAGCCUAAAAAAAAUAAAAAUUGAAAAAUCACACUAAAGCUAUUAGGUUCCUUCAGUUAUAGGUAUUUGGCAUUUGUGUCAAGAGUAGGAGUUUAAAGUGGGAAGACGGUAACAAAGCAGAAAGCGCAUAAGUGUUAACCAUAAUGAAUAUUGACAUGAAAAUAAUACCAAUGGUUUUAUAAUUGAGCAUUUGAGGACACAGUGUAUACGAAAGAUUCCUGUCCCCAUUUUGACUAAAUCCUUGCAUUUGAAGGGCUGAAAAGGACCUCUGCCAUCUGGUUGAACGUUGUUCUGCCCCACAUUUUUAGAAGCCAAGUUGUAAAGUUGUAAAUUAAUUGUCAUCAAUGAGACGGUGUGCUACAGAUAGAAGAUCUUAGACAUAUCAGGCUUCAUAAAAAUAGUUCAUACCAUUUCAGAUGAUGGUAGAAAGCUGCCUGCUCUGGAAGAAGUCUCAAAGGCUAGCUAGCUCAGUAUCCAGUCUGACCCAAUCAGCAGGAAUUCCCAGCAGCAUAUAUGAGUGGCUAGUUGACCCUUAAGUGUGAAGAACCAGCUGCCCAUCCUCUUAAAAGCUGCCUCGCUCAUGUUAGGGAUGAGGAGAGAAUCCAGAAAGCUGUAUCUCCAAAGUGGACACACCCUACCCAAUUACUCUGAAGCCCACACUUGCCAGAUUCCUAGCCUCCUGCAGAUUUGCACAUGAGGUGGUCUGACAGCUGCUUGUCUGUCGUCAGCUUUCACUGUUUUUAAAAAAGGUAAUUUCAACUGCCUAAGGGUGGCUAGCUAGCACAUGGGGCUCCUCUCGCCUCUCACUUUGAAAUCAAUGUAGAAAGCCCACCUGCGAGGAGUUGGUCUUGAUGAUAUGCUGUUGGUCUCAGGUAACUUUAUGUUCAAUUUCCCCUGAUAUUCUAUAAGGGGGAAUUGGAUGUAAAAUGCACAUAAAAUUUCUCCUGAGAGCCCAGGCGCAUCAUCAGAACUUCUCUGCUCUGGCGACUUGCUACAUUGAUUUCAAUAUGUGAAGCAGUAGGAGCCUCACACUGCCACUAGCUUACCUUAGGCUGCCAAAAUUAUGUUUUUAAAAACAACAGAAGAUGGGCAGACACCUCGUAAUCUUUUUCUUAAUUUGUAUGUUUAAAAAAUCUGCACCGUUUUAGGGAUUUAUAUGGAUUUGUCCUCAAAGGCACACCUGGAAAUGAAAUAGAAGAGACUUUAUUCCCAUCCCAUUAUGAAGCAGACUGACACAGAUUUUGCCCCUGUGUCCAUCCAUAGCUGGGGGAUACAGGUCCCGUUUCCACAGAGUGUUGUCCUCAUAUCUCAGUCAUGCUUGUCUUGAAGCAAAACAGUGCAGACAUCUAGGGAAUGUUCCUGGGAGUGAGCCGCAACUGGCCAGUGCUCACUUCAUAUGUUAAAUUUUGAUGUGUUUGCGUCUCCACUCUUUCCAGUCAAAUAUUACCAAAAGGAUGCAUGUUGAAGAUACAAAGGCAACACAUGCUUUCCCCUUGUAACGUGCAAAGCAGCCUUCAAAUUAUUCAGAGAAAUAAUUUCUAUCCCUUCUUUAUAGUCCUUAUCCAGCCAUUUUUAAAAGGACAUUGUUCCUUCCACAAUCUCAGGAAAGCUGAUUGCUAUCUGCUUAUUGAACAGCACAGUUCUCCAGUGCCUCUUUGUCUUUCAGUAUUCCUGCCCUGUGUAUAAUAAUUCAGACUUUGGUGUACUGUACUUUGUCUACAAGUUGCAAAGCUUCCAAGUCUUGUUCCCGGCCCGUGAUGGUUGUAGAGUUUCUGGAACCUGCUAUAACUGCAUUCAGAAGCUCUGCAGUCAUAGGAAUCUGGAACAUGACAACCUUUUUUGAUGCAGUAAUCUAAAUGUAAUGAAGCAAGUGGAUUUUAAAAUGUCAAGUUAGCUUUGUAAUGAGUACACAUUUCUAAAGCUGUGUCUUUGCUUAAAAAGCAAUUGGUCUAAGAAUUAUUCUAUAUUGCUCCUUGUAUUCUUUAAAGCAUGUCUGUCCCAUUGUCUUUCCAUUUUAUUAAAAAAUAUGGGGUUUGAAUGAAAACUGAUUCAAUGCUACCCUUAAUAUGCUGCUUCUCUUAAUGGGAAUAGACCCCCUCCUCUGUGCCACUGAUUAUUUAAUUAACAAUGUUUAAUUGGAGAAGUUAAGACAAUGCAGAUGGUUUAUUAAAUGGGCGUACGUUAUGAAUUAACUAAGCAUCUUGAAUCCUGCAUGACUGAAUAGUGAGACAAUGUCUGUUGAUACAAAUAAAAGAAAUUUGCAUUUGAACAGGCCAUUAUGUACACAAACCCAAAGGUUCUUAUCUCUCAGCUUGUGAAACUACCCUGACAGCCUUCAUUGCAAUGAUAGGUCUUUUAUUGUUACAGUUACAAUGGAGGCAUCUGUGUUGAUGGUGUGAAUUGGUUUCGUUGUGAAUGUGCACCUGGGUUUGCUGGUCCAGACUGCAGAAUUAGUAAGUACCUGCGUAAGGAAAGGACCAAGGAGGUCGUGCCAUUGACCUGAACUCUUUGUUGCAUUGUACCCUUUGAGUUUCGAUGCAUUAAGCACUCGUCAUCUGUAUCCCAAAUAAUGAAGCAGAAGCUAACUGAAUUAUUCACAGAUGCUGACCCUUACCUUGUAAAGAAUGGGGACCGCUUUGUUUUGGGACAGAAUUCCUUUCUUCAUUUGACAAAUGCAACUAACAGUGAUUUGGCAAAAACUGUAUUUAAGCUGUACACCCCAGCCCUUAGUGAAACCUUUAGACAGUAUCCAUAAACAAAGCAUUGGUAUUUUUUUUAAUAGGACUUGCCCCUUGAAGUGUAUCUUUACAUGCAUUUCACAUGCUAAAUAUAUGCUGCUUGGAAAAAAUAGUAAUGUUCUGAUAUCUUCCUUUUGUAAGAAUGCAUACUAAAAAUGGUGUAACCUAUCCUGAAUCUUUUAGCGGCAAUGCAACUCCAGUAGAACAUCUUAAUUCCUGGAAUGCUCAGCAGUGUUGCUAGAUCAUCGGGACAUAAAUGUUAGCUAGCAUGCACAGCCACAGGUUACACAUGAUACUGACUAGUGCUUCUACAGAUGAGUCCUCUUACUUUUUAGCAUUCUGUAAUACUGUAUAAAGCCUGUUUUCUUCCCUUUCAGAUAUUGAUGAAUGCCAGUCCUCUCCGUGUGCAUACGGUUCUACGUGUAUUGAUGAAAUAAAUGGCUACAGGUGCAUUUGCCCCCCUGGGCGAGCUGGAACUAGAUGCCAAGAAGGUAACUUAAUGCUUUAAACUGAGAGCAAUAAAUAUCAAAUGCUACUUUGCAGUGUCUUACACAGCAGCAUGUGCUAUAGCUUAUCUGUUACAUGAACUUGGUAUUCUCUUUUGGCUUGAUCCAAUACUUAGAAUGAAAACUAUUCCCUGUUCUUUCUCUCUUUCUCUCCCCCCCCCCCCCAAGUGAUAGGAUUUGGAAAGUCUUGCUGGCUUAAAGGAACAUCCUUUCCCCAUGGCAGCAGAUGGGAUCAAGAAUGCAACAACUGCCACUGUCUGGAUGGCCACAUUGACUGCACCAAGGUAGUUACAUGAAGUUGAAAGCUAAAUCAUUUAAAUUCCCUAUUCCUUCAAACUUUUCAACCCCCACCGCACUCACAUGUCAGCUUCAUUAAUUUACUUCUGUGACAUUUUCAGCACAUGGUUGCAUUGAGAACUGCUACUCCCCCAUCCCUUUGCUCCCUCCAAGUUUCACCUGAUAUUCACUUAAUGCGCUUAAUACUUAUUAUAACUUAGGCUUGACAUCCCUCUUGCUCAGGAGACAGUGGAACAGGGGUCCCCAAACUAAGGCCCAUGGGCCGGAUAAGGCCCGAAAGACUCGUUUAUCGGGCCCGCGGCAACCCCCACUGCCCGCUCUUACUGGUGCUGUGCUGCGCUGCACGGCUGCCCACUUCCGGGUUGGAGGAGCACUGGAAAUAGCUUGUGCGCAUGCGCAGGCAUUAUUUUUGGUGCACAUCCGGGUUGGAGGAGGCCUGUGCACAUGCACACAAGCUAUUUCUAGUUCUUCUCUGACCCGGAAGUGCGCUGGAAAUAGUGUGUGUGCACGUGUAUGGGCACGCACUCCCCCACUCUCCGGCCCGCCGCGCAAUCCCUGCAGUGGAAUAAUCCCUGUAAUGAUUGUAUGCACAAUGUAAAGAAAUCAGUUUGAUUUGAGUGGCAUUGCUGAGCCUAGAAGUGCAAGUCUCGGUGCUUUGUAAUAAUCACCUGAGAUAGGAGAUGAGCAUUACAGUCUCCCAAAUCUUCUGUGGCUUGGAUUAGCUAGAAGAGAAGCCUCCUUGUUUGAACUACAAGCUACUACAUCCCUCAUUUUCAUGAUUGUCCAUUGUUACACGCUGAAAAAAAAACAUCUUCUACAUUCUAGGUGUGGUGUGGGAGAAAAUCUUGUUUGUUGACCAAACAUGGGGACCAUGCUAGUCACCAAUGCUCCAGAGGUCAAGAAUGCCAAGAGAAAAUGUACACCAAAUGUUUCCAACCUCCUUGUGCUGACUGGGGGGAAUGCAGUGAAUCAGAACCUCUUCCUGUCAACAUCAAGUGUCCCCCCAAUUCGGGUUACUUGGACAACAGCUGUGCAAGAAUCACUCUGAUUUUUAACAGAGACAAAGUACCCCAGGUGAGAAUUUAAAGUCUUACAAACAUCUUGACAGAGUUUCUAAGCAAUGCACAACAUUGAAACCUACAAAUCUUGCUUGAAAAAUGUGCUGCUUUAUCACUUCCAGCUGCCUCGAUUUUUCAGGCAUCUGCCAUGGAGUUCAGCUGAGUGAUCCAUAAGAAGGUACCUUAGACUGAGUUAGACCCAUUGGUCCAUCCAGUGGGCUGAUAACUGACUGGCCCUGGCUUUCUCAGUUUUCAGAUAACAAUCUUUCCCAGGGAUUGAACCUAAGGACUUUCUGCGUGCAAAGCAUUUGCUGUACCGCUGAGCCCUUUCCCCUUUGAGCUCCACUGAGCAGAGAAGGGGAAGUGCUGCUUCUAAGCACCAGAAUUGCUCAGCACUAGUUAGUUCUGAAAUAAAGGCUUUGCGUGGGUGCAGAUUAGGGUGCAGUUGUUUUCCUCCUAGGAAAAUCCAUUGAGACUCCUGUGUCUUGGUUUGAGUUAGCUUUGGAUUUAAAGAAAGGUGUGAAUUGUUUGUUUUAAAUGCUCUAAUGCGUUUCAGUGCACUGCCCCAAAGAACGAACAUCAGUGAUAGAUUGCAGUGUAGAGCUUUCAGAAUGAUCCAAGGACGCAAGCCAGUUUUGUGAAGGCUAGGUACAGGUGUUGUGGACCUUGGACUUUUUCCUGUAUUUGCUUUUUAAAGUGUCUUUUAAACAAGUCACCAGCUUUCCAGUCUUUCAAAACUUGCCUUGCUUGUUAGGCCCUUAUCUGCACCAUGGAGUCUUCUGCAGGAUGUUGAGAAUGUUGGGUGUCCUCUGACUUGCCAGUGGCAUCUUCAGUGGGCUACCAUUCCUCCUGCUCCUAGUGAAAAGGAAAUGCAGCAAUCCCAAAGAGCGAGCACAACUUUAGGAAAGCUUUGGAUGCCAGUCCAUAGGAAUUAUUUAUUACUGUCCUUUAUACUUUCCCAUCCAUCACCGUCAUCAGUCAGUGCAGCAGUUUGGAGUUGAGGUUACUUGAUAAGUAACCAAAAGACCAUUUCACAUUGGAUUGACCUGUAAAGUAAGCCAGUGUUAUGCUUUACCUUUUCUACCUAUGAAUUCACAGGACAAACACUUUUGUAGUGUCAGAUUGUUUCCUCCCAGCCUUGAGAAUAAAUUCUGUGGGGGAGGGAGAUCAUCCUGGGAGGUGAACCCCCCAUUCCUUUUGUUCAGGUCUUCAUUAAUACCGCCUGUGAUUUAAGGCGAACUUCAUUUCCCUUCCUAUCUUCCCAGAAGGCUCCAAGAGAAUACAAAACGGUCCAGUGAGAAUGCUGAACAUUGGAGCAGUGCUUCUAAUGUUUUAAGUCCCCUGUUUGUGUGCCUGUGUAUCAAAUGAUACUGGGAGAUUUGGAGCGAAACUUUUUUCUACUUUACUGUUACAUCAAUUUAUCAUUUGUAAAUUGUUCUGAAAUUAGUGUGUACUUUAAUUUUUAUACUCCGGUUUUCUAGAAGAGUUGGUCUUGCUUUCUUUCUCACAGGGCACUACUGUUGAAAAUAUUUGCUCAGAAAUCAGAUAUUUACCAGCCACUAGGUCCGUUUCUAGUGAGAGAAUGCUACUGGUGUUGUGUGAUCUAUCGUACUCCAUAGAAAACGCCGUGGAAGUUGCUAUUGUAAGUAUUAAACUUCUUUCUAAGUGUUAAAAAUGUGUUGUCUGUAGUAGCCUUGAUGAAAGCAGGUGUCAGAAAGACUCAAGACCCUGAGCUAGUUACCAUGAGCUUCAUCAGGAAACCAGUUGAAGACUUUACUUACUUACUUACUUACUUAUUAAAAUAUUUCUGUACCACCAUAUCAUAAAAUAUAUCAAGGCAGUAUACACUGAAACAAAACAUCAUUACAAGGUUUCAUCACUUAAAUAAAAUAAAAUACCAAUAGUCAAUUCAGAUGGCAACUAUUCAAAAGCUAAACAGAUGUUGAGAUGCAUUGUUGAAAUGCGGCCAAAUCUAUCAAAGAAACUGGCAUAAUGACAAGAGCAGAAGUGUUGGGUGUGUGAGUGCGUGAGGCAGAAGGACAAUAGGGUUGAGACCUUCCUUGGGUGAGGGACAGAGGAGCAGAAGGCCUUCAGUUCACAGUUAAUGCAAUUAUGGAAGAGGGCAACGGAUGUCUUGGGUAGGUAGAAGCCAGGGAAAGACUGGGUUUAACCUGGUAGCCACUAUACAAAAAAAUUAAAGCAUUCCACUAAGCGAUCUUUUGCUGCUACCCUGUACAGAGCCAGCUUCAGAACUCCAUUGUAACAUUGCUGGUUACACUAAGACAACUGCUUGAGCAAAACAAAAAAGCAUCAGAGAAUGAAGAGAAGUACUUGAGAUUUGUCUUCAGCCAUCCAUACUUUUAACCCAUAUCUUGGUCAGAUUGUGUACCAAUCAGUUCCCCGGGUACAAGAGCUUUUCUCAUCAUAGCUGUGCCUUGCAAAAAUCCCAUCUGACCUGCUGAACUGAAGCUUGCUUAAAGCAAAAUCUCUUCCAAUUUUACACACAUAUGAUACGAUCUGAUUCAGCAGGUACGACCUGAUUUUUGCAAGGCAAAACAAGGAAAGCUCUCAGACCUUUGGGUGGGGGGUUAAUUGGUUACACAAUAUGGGUCAAGCAAAAGUGUGGGUGACUCCUAGCACUCUGCUGCUUUUCUUAACUGCCAUCAAAUUGUUUUAUGAAUUGUUUUACUGAUUGUAACAUUUAAGUUACUGUGUAUGCCUCUUUUGGUGGUGGAACAAUGGGAUACAUGUUUUGUGUGUUGUUAGUGGUGGUUAUUUGUACCUCGUGCAUCUGACUUAGCUACUCCAGGCUGCUUCCAACAAAUAUACAAACAUAAUAAAAUAUAUAUAAUGCUGGAGUCAAGCGUGAAUUGAGAGAGAGGCUGCUACCUUUUCUUUAUUUAGAAGGAAAACAUUUCAAGUAAUGUAACAAAUCCUGGCCCGUUGUUUUCCGUGUGGCAAAGCAGUUACGAUUACAAACACAGCUCUAUGUCCUCGCUGUUUCUCUGAAAGUGGAAAGUGACUUAGGACCAAAGACUGCUGUUGAUGGAGGAGAUCCUAUUUUGUUUACGUGUGUGUGUAUGCACGCACACACACAAGAGAGAAAGACACUUAAAAUCAGGUGUGGAAGUCUCCGGUUUUUUUAUUGCGGCAGUGGUGCCAGGGAAGAAGGCAUUUAACCCUUCCUGUAAAGAAUUAGCCAUAGGGUGAGGAAACUGUGUGAGCCUCUGUUUCCUCCCCCACCCCCGCUUUUGUGGGAUUAAUAGUAGCUUGUGGGGAAUUUGCACAAGGGAAUAUCUUCAAUUACUCCCUUCCCCGGGUAAAACUGCUCUGACACACAUACACACCACAGCUGUUUUCAACAAACAAAAACCAGAUGGGAUAGCCAAGCACGCAUCCCUCGUGCCACAUCUGUUUCAGGAUUUGAUGAGUAGUUGGUAGGCUCAUUGGGAAAGCUACAUAGUUGGCUCUCUCAAUACAUGGAGCUGGUCAGAAAAUAACAGAUCCUGCUUGUCUCUGUCAGCCCUUAGUGCCUUCAUAGGUUGGAGAAGGGAAGAGCAACGAUUAUAGGAUAUACACGCGAGCAAGCUAGAGGUUGCCCUCCUAAACUUGGUUUCUUUCUACUUGCAACAUGAAUUGCCUAGGAAAUAAACAGUUACCUACAAUUGUGCAGUUCAGAGUUUGGUUGUAGACUUCCCCUGCUGCACUGCUUCUGUUUAAAAAUUGGUUAGUGAAGUCACCAUGAAAUUGCCUCUGAUGCCUCUGGCAGAAAGGUAAGGUGAGUUCAACUUGGGAGAGGGGAAUGAACUUGGAUUCCCUAAGGGCGGAAGGCUGUUAGCUGUCACCUUCCUUGUUAUUAGGGCAAGGGAAAGAGGUCCUCGCGCCAAAAAGUGUAGUAUUGGCCUGAUAUUCUUAGCUGCUCUGCUACAUCUGCAACUAAAGAAUACUCUGUGCUAUGAUGCAAACUGGAAAGCGCACAGUUAUAUAUAACAGAUCAUAUCAUUAGCGUAGAUGCCUAGUUGGAUACCUUAAAAGCCUCCAAACGAUGACUAAGUUUAGCUCAGAGGUGUAAGUAACACGGAAGUUUGUCAGUGUAACUUACCCAUACUGCUCUUAAUGGGCAGGGCGCACAAUGCUAGCAUAAUAUUUCUAUACUGGCGUCAAACCAGCACUCAUCCUUUAGCAGCAAACUGGGAUUCUCAGGAUCUCAGACUUAAGUCUGGUCCCCUAAAUACAAGGUAACAUGGCUAUUUUUUAAAAAAAUACUUCAUUGUAAACUUAAGUUUCCUGUCUGUCUUCUCUGUUCCCAGUCUUUCAUCUCGCAUCAAGAGGAGACCGAUAACAGCCUUAUUCAGAAUGCAGCCAACACUAUAGUAAACACCAUUACAAAGCGACAAAACAGUACAGUUAUGCUGGCAGUAACUGAAGUCAAAAUAGAGACCAUAGUGGUUGGGAAUUCUUCAUCAGGUGAGUUGUGUGUGUCUUAAGUGUUGGGUUAUUUGAUGGCAUAACUCAAGAGUUAAGCUGUGCAUCACAUGCCAUUCCAUGAGGCUUUUGUGAGACGGUUUUUGUUCCGUUUUUACACAAUGCAGCUGCUGAGAUUGCAACUUUGAAAUGGAAGGCCAGUGGGGAGGAGCCUCUUGCGUAGUCCCCGUCCGACCCCCACCCCCUGCACGCUAAAAAUAGUUUCCUGGAGGCUAUUUUUACCUCCACUAGGAAAAAGAUACCUGUGUCUUUUCCCUAUUAGGGGUAAAAUUAGCUGAGGGGGGAGAUUAUCAGCAGAAAAAUAAUGCAGGGUUUAAGAAGCACCACUCUCCCCCACUCCAGCUGGUUUUCUACCUCAAAUUGAGUGGCUGCGUUGUGUAAGGGGUGUGGGCAAGGAAGACCAAUGAAGAAUCAUAACGCAUAGCAUUAUGCUUCACUUUUAUUCAUGCAGUGAGCAGUGUUAGAUGCAAUUUCAGCCCGCUCCCCUUUCUGGAACAAGGGCCGUGUGAUUCAGAAGAGGGCCUUCAUAACACUGCAAGAUUAUUCUUGCUAGCUGUGCCAAAUGUGGCUGACUGGUACAGACGUACCUUGGAAGUCGAACGGAAUCCAUUCCGGAAGUCCGUUCGAUUUUCAAAACGUUCGGAAACUAAAGCGCGGCUUCUGAUUGGCUGCUGCAGCCUAGCGGAAGCCCCGUCGGACGUUCGGCUUCCAAAAAUAGUUCGCAAACUGGAACAGUCACUUCCGGGUUUGCUGUGUUUGGGAGCCAGCUUAGUUUGAGAACUAAGCUGUUUGAAAACCAAGGUACAACUGUAAUUGAAAUACUAACAGAUUUGAUACCUACCAUAUUUGGCCUUUCCUCUCCCCCCCCCCUUUUUUUAAAGAAAAAAUAGUGUUGAAGUCUAGGCUGGCUAUUGAGGGGUGGUUGUUUUUACGUCCAUGUCACUUCUAUUUCCUACUGGCUAACAGAUACCAUUGCUUGGGCAUAUUGCGCUUUACGUGGAAGCAAGUUCCAAAUGGGACAGCUGUAGGGACAAGGGGUUUGCAUUGUUGCUUUCUGUUUUCCACACAAUGCUUUUGGAGGACCAAAAUGGGCAAAACUUAAAGAAAAAACCAAAAACCUCAGGGAUCGUCCACACUCCUAUUCGUCCUGUGCCUUGAAAGCAUGGGUCCAGAUCCGAGCAGUUUCCCCCUUGGCCUGCUUCUUUCUCAGGGAAAACCUGCUCUGAAUCGGAGCAAACAGUCAAUCCAGAGAAAACCCAAAUUGCCAUUUUUUUGCUCCAAUUGAGCGCUAAAGAGAGGUUUCCCCCUGGGAGAAAGCAGCAGGACAAGAGGAAGUGUGGAAUGAGACUUCAGUCGAACAACAGCUAGAUUGUUAAUGUCCCCUUGGAGCAGGUAUUUAUCACGCCUCUUGGAGACUUUAUUUGCACAUGCCUUCAAUUCUGUCUCGCUUAGCAGUUGCUCACUAAGCUGUAUGUUUGGCUUGUGUUUUCUAGAUUACCUGGUUCCAAUCCUUUGUGUAGUUUUUAGCAUUGUGUGGUUAACCUGUAUAAUUAUCUGUGUGUGGUGGACGCGAAAGAGAAGAAAAGAGAGAGAGAGAAAUCGCCCAUCCAUAGAAGAGGCUGCAAAUAACCAAUGGGCGCCUCUAAAUCCCAUAUGGAAUCCUAUUGAGAGACCUUGCAACCGCAAAGGCAUUCAUUAUGAACCCAAAAAUUUUAUAGCUCCUCAAAAAAGAACUUACGACGGAGUAGAGGAGUACACAGAGUAUGAGGAGGAGGAGGAGGAGGAAGAGAGAGAGGUCAUGGAAAUGGACAAAUUCCUCUCUCACAAACACUCUAAGCCUUUGUCAGCAAAGGCAAUGGACUCCUUAGAGAAUAGUCCUAUUAAGAAAUCUCUUCAGACAACCAAAAUGGACAACAGAUCUGUAAAAAAUGUGAACACAGCAAACCUUGAAGGCGGAAGAGACUAAAUAUUUGUUCGGACCAUAUCCGCGCUGUCAACGUUGAACAGAGUUGGAGAAAUUGGCGUCUCCACUUUGCACCAAGGACUUAAUUGUCUGGAGUCAAAUGUUCAUAGUUACUUUAUUUUGAAUAAAAAAAAGUUAAAAUGAUAAAAACUUUAUUUUGUUUCUUUUAGCCUUGUAUAAAUUAUUCAAUGACUGUCAGAUGAUAGAGUAAUCUUUGAUAGUUGCUAUUUUUGUAAACUUUACGUGGAGAACACUUGCUGUGUUGGCAGAGGAGGGAAGUUUGUAUUUUCGAUUUCAUAAAAGUUUAUCACCCAAGACUCUACACUGUUUACAGAACGUGUUUCUUUUUACCUGUUGUAACAGUAGCUUAAAAACCUCCUGGUUGAGGAAGUUACUGGACUUAAGGGGUAAAAAAAACCUCACAUGAACUGUUCUUUUGAAUCCAUACUUAGAAACCACUCCCUGCACUUAAGUUCUGCAAGUUUCCCCCCACCCAAAAAAAAAUGCCUUAUUUUUUUGGAACAAAAAAAUCCUAUAGAGAUCUUUCAAACUGUGGUUGGAAAAAGUGGCCUUUUUAAUUUGACUAUGUAAAUUUGUUUUAAUUACCUUAGGAUUGCAGUAUUGAAGCACGCAUCAAGUGCCUUGAAAUUUCAACUUCCUUUUUCUAUAGCAACUGUCAAAGACUGCCAUGCCCAUCUAGGUUUACUACAAGAGGAUACUAUAUUUGGUAUCCUCAAGACUGACAACAGUUUAUUUUCAGAUUACGAGAGUGUGUUUUUGUAAAUAUGUACAUAUUUAAAUGAAUCAUUUCUGUAUAUUUGAGUUAAUAACUUAAAAUAUUUUUGGUCUUUUUUUUAAACGUCAUUCCUUUUUAAUUUAUGUCACAGAAAGGGAAGUUUUAUGGCAGUUUCUAAAAAAAAAUGAAAAAAGAAUACAAAUAAAACUUAUUUUGGUAUUAUGUCCAUAUUAGGAAGUGAUGUUAAUGCAAUCAAUGUUGGGAAUCUGUUGAUCACUUCUUUUUUUUUGUACUUUUCCAAUGUAUCACCAUCAUUUCACAUGUAAAUAGAUCCAGACUGUUUCCUCCCAUCUCAAGAACGCAGAGUAAGUAUACUGUACAGUAUAAAAACAGGGCAAUAUUUUUCUUUCUUUCGUGAAUGUCUUACAUGUGGUAUUGCUUUUUUGCAUUUUAUUUUUUUUAAAUACAGGCCUAAUGAAGGGAACAAUAUUUUUUUUUUCUCAUUUCUUGUUUCUGUUUUGCUUAUUCACCUCUGUGGAACAAGGCUGGCAAACUCAGAUUGGAGCCAGGCAUUUUGGCAGAUCCCAACGCUGACACCAAAACAGCAGUCCUGGCACCUCUUUUGUCUCCCUCUUUCCUUUGAUAGCAACUAGCAAUGCGGAAUGUUUUGACAUGACAAUGCCCCCACCGCGUCGAGUUUCCCUGCCUCUGCUCCACUUCAUUGGCUGCUACUAGUAGGGGUUGGGAAACUUGUAGCACAUCGUGCCACACCUUUUGUGUAUUAAUUAGAUGUCCGCAGGACUGCUCUUCUUGACCCCGUGAUGCCCAGGCUUACACAUACCUGGACUCUUGGCUUGGUUAUUAUUAACGGCUUUGUUCCAGAAUUCACUGCAGCGCCUGAGCUUAGAUCAGGUUGCAUGAUUCAGAAGUCACUGCAGAGCAGGGCCAGAGGAAGGGGGAUGCAGUAGGUGUGGGCAGCCCCGGGUAUCACCACUGAGGGAGGGGUGGCAAAAUGCCAGGUGGCACUCACCACGGGGCCUGCAGCGUGCCCAAGCCACGUGUCUCUCUUUUUUUUUAAUAUAAUUUUUAUUAAGUUUUCCAUAUUUUAUUACAUUUCAGUAUCAAAAAAUAACUUACGACGUUGCUUAAAUAAAGCACCGACCUCCUUCCUUCCCUCUAACAGACUUCCAUAUCUCAUUACCAAUUUCUCCACAUUCCUAAAUUCACUUUUUUACCUUAAAUCGAUCUUUUUAACAAUCACCUACUUAUAAGUAAAUCAGCUCCUUAAUUUCCCAUUACCAAACAUUUCAACUUAAACCUACAAACAUAUUCAAAACUGUUUGCGAUUUUCUUUCAUAUAGCGUAUAAAUUUGCCCCAGUCCUUUUGGAACAAAUCAUCACAGCAAUUCCAAAUCUUCCCUGUCAGCUUCGCCAGCUCCAUGUAUUCAACCAUCUUUACUUGCCAAUCUUCCAGUGUGGGGAGUUCUUGUUGCUUCCAUUUCUGGGCCAGGAGCCACGUGUCUCUCUUGGGAGAGACACAGUGGCUUGGGCGCCCACAGGCUCCGCGUUCCCCAAACGGUCCUCCCGCUGCCCCCCCCCAGCUGUAGGGCGGCUGAGUUGGGGGAGGCAGGCAGACCGUGGCGGCUUCGUGGUGCGCCCUGCCCCAGACGCCUGAGCGUCUUCCCCUGCCGUUGCUGCAGAGCUCUAAGCUGCGUGGCUAGGUGUAAGCUAAUAGGCCGCAACACUUGAACCACACCCUAGGUUCCGCUUUUGGAGACCGGGCCAGUCAUCCAUGCGGUUGUUUUCACAAGCCUUGGGUCUGGGCAAGCAAUUGGGGACUCCCGCAAGAAGGCUGAGUCUGCUGCUGCAGAUGUUGCCGUGUCCUCGCUGUCCCUUCUCGUCUCAACCCUCUCCCUGGAGGCAAGCAGUGCUUCCCUGACAAGAGACAGCAGCAGGAGGCAAGUCAGACUGCUCCCUGUGACAGCCAGGGUUAUCUGCUGUCACCAAGGCAAGGCCUCCUCUCUCCUAGCCUGCUCUUUCCCCCAACUCCUAGACCAGUGCCUCCCUGGGACUCCCCUUUCUGCCCUCUCAUCCCAUUCCUCCUCCUCCUGGCCAGUCCUCCCAAGAUGUCUCCAACGGGGGUCACGGCACAACAUCUGUCAAAAUGCCUGUUUCCAUCUCAGAAGGUGGAAUGCCUUGCAAGAAAUGGUUAUUCAUAACGGAAGGCUUGUGCAUUAUUUGUGGGGUGGUUGUUAAUGAUUUUUUUUUAAAAAAGAAAAAAAAAGCUUUAUUAUUAAAGAAAUGAGCUAUAUCUUUAUUUUAAUUACUGGGAAAACUUAACCCUACGUUACUUAGCUAUCCUAUCAUUGCAAAGAAAAUUGAUGUUUCUCUCUCAACGUUUUGGCCACUCAAUGUAACCCUGAAUGUUUUUUUGAAUCCACUUUUAUUUUAUACAGUACAUGAAUGCGGGAAUUUGCAGGAACUUCUGUGCAGUACAUUUUGUUUGACAUGUUCUUCGAUAGCUUUCGGAAGAAAACUAUUUAUUAAAGCAUUUUAU